Messenger RNA from Porites lobata, 49329 nucleotides. The record is from the annotation of a GenBank genome assembly. Lineage: Eukaryota; Metazoa; Cnidaria; Anthozoa; Scleractinia; Poritidae.
GGGCACUCUUCCUGAAAGCUUCGUAACUUGGGAUCGAUCGACGAUAUGCAGUCAUGAAUUCAGCUCAAUACUCCUAAACGGACUUUGGAAGCCUUAGAAGUCCGCUAGAUGUCAAGCAACAUGCAUUUAUUGUACUUUAAUUUUGUGGUUCUGUUAUCUGUUUGCGGACUGCGGUGUGUCGGUGAGUAUACUGCGAUAGAAUUAUCGGUUGUGAAAUUAACAGUUAGUGUACCGAAUUUGCGAAUUAAUUUUAAUGAUACUUCGAGUUUCAAAUAUUUAGACGACAUCCAAGCAAUAAACUAAAUAGUAUUUAUCGGAAGUAUAGAUCGGUAGUCUCUAAAUCGGUCUGCUUUGCCUAUAUAAGCUUAUACGUGUAUUUCAAUUUUAGCGUACGACUUCUGAUUGAUUGUGCAUGGUAGGUAAACUGCUAAUUUCUUUGUAGAACUUGAUCAAACUUUAAACUCGUAUAUGAUGUCGUUGGCACUGUCAUAGUUUUUGCUAGUUAUUCUCCGUCAGUCGUCGACCGUUAGCAUGGCCUAAUACUGAGAAAUUUGCGAUAUCCAGCAAUAUCGUUGGCCUGCUGAUUAUGAAAUGGAACUUGGGCAUCAAUAUAUAUGUAUGUUCUUGUGAUUUACAAGCGUUGAGUUAUAUCUUAGGUCGAGGUCGUUUAUAAAGAUUCGACACGAGCGCAUAGUGCACAAUCAUGUGCGUUAAGCAUGAACCUGUAGUUUUAGUUCUUUUCUCGGAAAAUUCAGUUAUUAUUGUUUGUUUUCAAGAACAUUUGGGCAGUUUUCCCGUUUUUUCUACUUCAGCUACAACGUAUGUACUGUAUUGGACCCCCUUGAUGCAGUGGUUAUUUGUUUAAAUCUGCUAAGCUACUCGAAUGAAGUUUGUUCCAAUUUUACGAUUAAGUUUCUUUGAAUUAUCAUAAUCUCAUCAAUUUGGUAUACAAAUACUACAAGAGAAUACGCUUCAACAUUUGUCCCCAAUUGGAGGAAUGGAUAGAUUCAGUACAAGAAUACUAUGUGUAGUCUUGUUUAGUGUUUUCCCAUUCAUCUGUGAAUUGAAGACAUUAUAACAUGUUGAUUCACUUCUUUAGAGACUGCAAAGUUCAUUUAUGCACUGGUUAAGAUCACUUUAGCAGUUUAAGCUACAAUCGGCAACAAAAUGAGUUGAGACACUUUGUCCUAAUCUGGGCUUUUUUUACGUUUUCCUGACUUCAAAGGGGAAAAUAUAGCUUUUCCUUCCCCAUCCCCUCUAUGCAAAAAUUGUUGUGCUGCUGUUCAAGCUACCAGUAGAAAACAGAAAACACCCCAACUUUGAAUGGAGGAGACAGGGGAGGGGUGUGGAUUCUUUUGUUCUCCAAAGUUACCCUACUUGAGUACAAUGUCUCAACAAUUUUGUCUCCGAUUGUCUGAAUCACAAAAGUGGCCAUAUAUCCGUAAGAAAAUUAAUUCAUCCCAUUUCUUCACACUGGGAUGUAAAACCCCUGGUGGCUUUUUAUUUGCUAUGUUUGACAUUGUCAUGCCUAUUUUAGAACAAUAUUGGAAAGUGGCGGUUGCAUUAUUUUCAGUACGUGACAUUUCGUGUCAUGCUUAACAUGCCUUGACAUUUUGUGAUGUGGCGCGUCGUGCAUGAUUUCUUAUUCUCUCCUUUAUCAAAAUAAUAAUAAUGGAAUAAUUGUUCUAAAAUAGGCAUUAACAAACUGAAAAACAAAGUGAAAAGGACAGAAAACGAAAUUUCGUUUUCUAAGCAGUAAAGACUAUAGUUAUAAUCUCUCAAAAUGCUGUUUAGUAGGAAUUUCCAUGAGUAACCACGAGUAACCAGGAUUAGUAUAGUAUGAAAUAAUUAGAUUAUCUUUAAGAGCGAAGUCGGAACAUUUUCCCUGAAAAUUCUCCUGCCCAUAGCAAUCAUGGCUAUUUUAUUGUCGAUGACACCCUUAUUGCAUGGCGGGUCAGCAUUCAUCAAAACAUGGUCUCUUUCAAACUACAAUCAAAGACAAAAGUAGUUGGGAAGGUUGUACAACUUAACAGUAGUCCAUUUUAAUCCUGAAAAAAGAGACUUUUCUCUUUUGCUAAAUAUCCCCCUUCCCCCCAUUCAAUGUUGGGAUAUAACAGAAAUACCAAAUUAAAAUCUUCUAGACUGUAUUUUCGUAAGGCCUGAAAGUAUUACGGAACCUGUAUAAAAGAGUUAACCAGUCAUGUUCAGUGUUCAUAUAGAAAUUGCUGUGCUAGCGUCGCCUGUCAAUCCUUCAGUUAAUUUGAGAACAGUAAACAACAUGGGUGUCCACAUUACUUCAUCACAUUACUCCAUAAGAAAAUGCAAAAUAUAUGCACAAUGAACCGACUUUCAAACAAGAAAAUGGCAAAAACAUGUAAACCAUGUAAGAAUAUGGACAGCUUUUGUCGCAUUUAUCUAUGGGGAUAAAUUUAACAACUGCUUCCCAACAUUACUCCAUUUAAACAGUGCCCCAUAAAGGUCAAUUAGCAAAGUUAGUUUAAUUUUAAUGCUAUCCAUGGAUUAAUGUCGUAUUUUACUUAGAAUUAAGCUCAAAUAUCUAUUAAAAUUCAUUUAGUUAAGUCCUCUCAAAGCCCCGAACAAGUCAAUUAGGCUAUUUUGUCGUUAGCGCUACUAUAAAGGAAUUAUUUUUGGCUACCAAAAUGGAGUAAUGUGGUGUGUGAUGACUUUGCAUGUGUUACCCUUUUUAAUUAGAUUAACGAAGACAAUAGACGCCUUAUUCUAAAUCAAAAGCAUACUUUGUUCUCGUUUUCUGAAACCAGUUUCGAAAAACAGUGCCACAAGACUUUAACUAGAGUUGUUCAGCCGGAGAAAGUGGCCUCUAGAAUUGGGCAAAUCUCCACUCAGCCUCAUAGUUUGCUCGCAUAGCAAAUGGGCAUGUGCUGAAUGUUGCAAAGAAUGGGGGAACUGCUAAGGAAUAUGUCAGCUGCAAUGUCGCGAUCCGAAUGAUUUUUUUGGGAACUGGUGAACACACUAUAUCUUGCUUUAACAUUUGGAGCAUAUCAGUGUAUGCUAUAGUCAAUAGCUUUUACCGAAAAUAACCUUACAUUUUGUAUUUUGGCCCCUUUCCUGUGCCCCGGACAGAGCCAUAGUUGUACUUAAAGGACUGCAAAACAUGUCGAAUAUAAACAGGCGUGUGGGCCAAAAACUGUCUUAACAAGGUACGGCAAAUAUUUUUUGGCAACAGAGUACUGUUCACAAGUGUUUUUUGAAGACGUUUCUACUUACAACAAGUCGUCGAUUUUUGACCUUUUACGGCCACACCCAGAAUUUUCAGACAAUCACAGACAAAAGUAGUUGGGAAGGUUGUACAACUUAACAGUAGUCCAUUUUAAUCCUGAAAAAAGAGACUUUUCUCUUUUGCUAAAUAUCCUCCGUCCCCCCUAUUCAAUGUUGGGAUAUAACAGAACAAUUACGCGUACAAACAUUAACGUUUUGAUCAACAUUGGGCCAGGGGCGGGGGGAGGAAGGAAAAGAAGAGGUAAAAAGGGCAACCUUCCCAACACUUUUGACGAUGAUUGUAGUUUUCCAAUUUUUAACCCUUCGAGCUGAGACUAAUAACACAAUAAUAAAACUAUGUAUUCCCAACAGUUUUGAAGUUAACGGUUUUUGAAUUUUUGAUAUUAACGGUUUUUGGCACGAAAAUGAUGUCAUAAGACUUGAGACUUUGUUCACUAAGACUUUGUUGGCUGAAGUUACCCUAUUUGAGUACAAUGUCUCAAUAAUUUUGUUGUCGAUUGUAGGUUCAGAUGUAGUUAUGGUUACCACCUGCACAUGGUGGUGUAGGCAGCAACAUCAGCUGCGUUAUGAUGAAAACUGCAGCUGUGAGAAUUGCUACCAAAAUAUAACUAUCAGCCAUAAAAAGUUAUUGAAUGGGUGAUGGUGAUAAUAAUUGAUGGUCAGAAUUCAACAGUGAUUUUAUCAUUAAAAGUUUAAUAAACAGCAUUGAGAAGCUGUGCUCUAUGAAAAAAGAGAGGAUGCUAGUAAGGUUGAUAUCUGUAAAAGCCUACAUAAAGAUUGUGUUCAAAUACUAAACUAUCAUUGGACCUCAGCUGAUAACACUUAGGGCCGGUUCAGAUGCCAAACUUUUCAUGAGCCGAACCUAAUUCGAAUUAAGGCCGACCCAAAUUAUUUAGACCAGCUGAAUUGAUUCAGAUGCCAUUCUUAAUUGCAGCUGAACUAAGUUGAAACUAGACUAAAAAUGCUCAUUUUGAUCAAACUGCUUACAAAAUACGUUAUAAUAAUUUAUGCAUUAGGUUCAGUACAUGAAAAGUUUGGCGUCUGAAUCAAAGCUGUUUCAAAGUCGCUUCAAAGGUGAAAUUCCCGGCUGGGCCAGGUGAAAGGAACGGCUGAGCCAUUCCAAAUUAAAAACAGGUGUUCCUAAUUGAUUCAGACGCCAAAAUUUUUAUGUACUUAAUUCAAUGUAUUAGGUUUGGCUCAUGGAAAGUUCGGCGUCUGAACAGGACCUUACUGAGACCUUGAUCAUUUUAGGAUAUCACACAAACCGAAUCUACUGUUAUUGUUUCAUUAUACAUUGUUUUGAAGAAAGUAACCGCAACCCCCUUCCCCGCCUCUGCUUGCAGAUACAGCUGUAACUAACUAAUCUGUAGGUUGCGUUGAUUUCCAAAAUUAUGAUAACAAGUACAAUGUAUAAUAAUAAAAUUAAUUCUGUUGAGUGCCUAGAAGCAAUGCACAUGUAUAAUUUAUAGUGAGUUGCCAGGGGCUUACGAGUGCUGGUAGUGCAGUGUAAGCAGGGCGGUCACUAAGACUUCAAGUUACCAGGUAUAAUCAUGCAAUUAUAAGUCAGUGGGGAAUUGAACAGAUAGGAAUUUCUUUUUGUUCCAUUUUCCUUUUGUUUUUUAUGGAAAUACUGUGGCAGCUGGGUGGGUCACACUUAUAUAGUAGCCUUGGGAAAUCCUUGGUCCCUAUACCCCUCAGCAUUUGUUCUGAGUGUAAGGCUACAUGUAGGAUUAGCUGGUUAAUAUUAUAAUAGGUUUACAUCAAACUGCUUGCUUCAUGUUUUGGGCACAUGGCAAGAAAACUUCAUUUCUGGAAGAAUGCUACGUAUUUAGUUGCUGGUAGGAUUCUGACUUGCAAGUCCACCAUCUUGUUGAUACAGAAGUGCUGGGUAAUCACAGAGUGGGAAAUAUAAUUCUUGCAUAUUGUUUUCUUUCAUGCUUUUACAGAUUGUCAACCAACUUUAACUCCACUAGGGCGGAGUAAAGAUUAUGUUAAUGAUGGAGCCAACGUUUACGAUUUGACUUGGAGCUACAACACUGAUGGACGCACAAUCAAAGAGGUACAACUGAAAUAUGGUGGCUCAGGAAAUAUUGAUAUAACUGUGGCUGGGAUAACUCCCACGACACAACUUCAAGUCAACCCAUUAAGUGGCUACUCAGCUAGCAGAAUCAGCUUCACUAGACCGUUGUCAGGAAAUGUAGGACAGAUCACUUUCCGUAUAUCCAACAUUGUUCAGAGUGACAGCAGGAUAUUUAAAUGUGACCUAUCUUUCAACUCAUUUAAUCCCCCUGAUAUACAAAGCUCUGUUGAACUUGUAGUGGUCGGUAAGUAAAAUAUUAUUUUAUUGUGCUCUGUAGAGUGCUAGCAAUUACAUGUAACCCUUUCCUUGCAGACACCUACCCUAGCCUCCCGUGCGGACAUUCUUAGGGGUUCGUCAUGGGUUCCUGUCCCACAAAAGUCUGCUAAAACGUAUACCUGCCAACUCUCACGCCUGCGGGUUGAAAACUUCGAUCUCACGCCGGCUCACGCCUGUGGGCCAAUUUCUCACGCCUGAUUGAAAAAUGUGAGUUGUUGCCGUCCUGCUUGACACAAUUUCCAAAAAUAUGUUAAGUCAGACCCAUGUAAGGAACGAAAACCAUGUGUAAAAUGAAAAAAAUGGCAAUACCUUCCUCGCGAUCUCUGAUUUUUGAAGUGAAAAGCACUGGGAGCGAGCUCGCCUUUGGCAGACUUCGGCAGACUUCGGCAGACUUCAGACGUCUUCAGAAGACUUCGGACUUCUUCGGGAAUCUUCGGAAAUGAUCGUGUCGUCUUCAAAAAUCCCAGCACUCCCAGGAUAAAAAUCUCACGCUUAUAUCUCAGAAAAAGUUGGCAGGCAUAAAAACGAUCAGUUAUAUUUCUUUCCCAUUGUUCACAAAUGUCAACUGGAGCUCAAUUGUGACUAUCGGAGAACUGAUCGGCACUAUUGAAGUCAAAGUGUUGACCAGCCAAACAACACACAAGCUCAGUAUAGAGUGUGAUACAUUUGCUGUACGUGACCAAAGAGUUUUGCUCUGGACAAGAAUGUAGGAGAUAAGGGUUGGAUUAUUUCUCUCGGUAUGAAGGUGUGCGAACUGAUUGAGCAGUUUGUUCUAAAAGUGAGACGUUUCUGAUCUUUUCUGAAGUCUUGCGCCGAAUUUCUCAAGGUCCAAAGUGCACUUCCCAGAUUGGAAGUGUGCUGUGAUUGGUCUACGUUUUUUCCCUCUCUUUUCAGCAGACGUUUGUGGGGAAGGAGCAUGUGAUGAACCCCUAAGAACGUCUGCGUGGGAGGCACCCUGGUACCCUGAGGAGCAGUUUCCUGAGAGUAAACGUCUUUGGUGCUUAUUGAAAGCACUGAUGGUACCAAGAAAAAGACCUCACUUAUACGAAAUCAGUCUACAGUGUAGGUCAUUUAAUUUUUUGAUUUACGUGGUAUUUUGCAAGGGUUAAUUUACCAGAACAUUCAUGUUAAUACAGUGAAACCUCAAGUGUCCGCUUUAUAGAGGUUUGUCGAUAAAAAUUGUGCAAUGUUUGUUAACUAUUAACAUUCAACAGUUACUAGUAGUGUACUGUGAUAAAGUUCCAUGUUGUUAAGGAAGCUCUCCAGAGUUGAAGUUCAUUACCAACCGGAUAUUGGUCUAAUCUACAGUUUAUUAACAGCUAAAUGUACUGAUUUACUACAAUAUAUAUUUCAAGAACAUAAUCCAAUGCUGCUAUUGUCAAUUCAGUCUAGUGUCUGUUUAAUAGAGUUUUUUAACAACAGAAAUUAGCCAAUUACAAUCUAGUUUAGUGUCUGCAUCUGCUUAAUAGAGGUGUCUGCUGAAUAGGGGUUCGUUAUAGAGGGAAAUCGAAGACAUUAAUUUCAGGACCCGGCUUAGUGCCAGCUUAAUAGAGGGUGUUCGCUUAAUUGGGCGUCCACUUAAAUGGACAGUGUCCCGAUUAUGCGCACACGUGAGCGUCAUCUGUUUUUUCUUCAAAAGACAAUAGACUGUCAUAAUUGACUUGACAAGAUUUCCUUCCGGACGGCACCACCGACGAUGAUUUGUUGUUUACAUUCUCAAGUAAUAUUUUAGAGUUUCAAAGAAGUCUUUCCUCUUAUCUAAAAUUUGGCUCGUGGCAUGAAGACUCAUUGCAAUUUUGUCACUAGCAGGGCCGCCUCACGACCCAAAAAAUCUUGAUCCGCUCGCUUUAAGAACAGCUCUUCUAAUGUUAAACUCGUGUCAGAGGUCAAUAAUUGUUCCAAGUCCAGUAAUAUUUUGCCUGAUUUGCUCACAUUGUAGCCUCAAACGUUUGAAAGACAUAAAUAAAAAUGCAAUCUCAAUGCUAUGAAUCAUCGCAAAGGUUUAAAGUAAAAAAUUAUAUUAUGAUUUCAUGGCACUAGUUUUUCUAACCCUUGUAGAACCAGACAUAUGCAAAACCUAUGCUCAUGCUAUUUGUUUACUAUGUUGGACUAUGUUUCAGCUAUGUUAUGUUCACUACUGCCUAUGUAAUAACUAUGUAACACACCAAACAACAUAGUCUAAAGUAUGUAAAAUCUAUGUUGAAACUAUGUUUAGGCUAUUUGAAAAGCACAUAGCUUUUGAAUACCUAUAUGCAAAUACUAUUCAAAAUCUUUUCAUAGUCUUGACAUAGCUAUGUAUUUACUAUGCAAUAGAAAGUUCUGCUUUUCCUUCCGAUUAGCAUCCUAUGUAUUCACUAUGCAUCAAAGUAAAAUAGCUUUUACAUAGCAUUUCGAUUUUCACUUUUAUUUCCAACAAGUUUCUUAGCUUUUACAUAGUGCUAUGUAUAUUCUAUGCUAUGGGAUGAAACAUAUUGCAGCCUAUGUAUUCACUAUGUGACAUUUUCAUUUAGCUUUAUCAUGAGAUAAAGGCUACACAGCUUUUACAUAAACAUAUUUUUUCCUAUGUCACUCAUAUGAAAAAUAUAUGUAGUCUAUGCGUUUCCUAUGUGAUAUUCCAACAUAGCUUUUAAGUGACUAGGCAUGUUGAUGGUAGCGCUUACAGAAGGCUAAGCAUACUUCCAAAGUAAAAAGCAGUGUUUUACUCUAAAACACUGAAAAAUCAUGUACUAUAAUUUUUUUUUGUGCUUGCAGAUAGUUUCUUAGUGAGAGACUUUUGUUAAGCAUUGAAUCGCUACAUCCAUCAUCCCUGUCUUAACUUUCCUUUCUAGCUUUUCCCUAGAGUUCUUCACUUGAAAUGAUACUUCCAUGCAUCAUUUUCUUCUUUUACCUUGGGUUCGAUCCUUCGUCUUGAUUGUGGACGUCUCCUGAAUAUAACUGCACGGUCAAAACUGCGAAACGCUACCUGCCUCGGUGGAUGUUUGUCAGCCAUUUUGUUUCCACUAGUUCCCAGGGAAGCCCGUGAGUUCCACACAUGCGUAUUUUGCGUUUCAUCGUCACGUGGGCCUUUUCAACCAAUGAAAAGGUGUGAAAAUUGUCUGUUUCCACGCGGGCGCUUUCAAGUCAAAGAAGACGAGCUGUAAGCGUGCGUUUUUACAAGAAGACGCUUCUUUUUACUUCAAUUUACAGUCUUUUUCCUGCCAGGUUCAACAAAAAGUAUUGCUAACGUUGGUAAGUGAUGUUUUUCUCAAUUAAGUUUCGAUUUGCCUUUGUUGUCUCCCCUUUUCGCGUAUCUGAACAAGGAUCGGUCGAUCCCGGGGGUACUCGCAGAAAAAUUGGGUAGGGGUGUGCGGCCCGCUUCCCAAAACCCUUACCCUAUUUAUGACCAAAAUCUGCGAUUUUCCCUACCCUAUUUAUGACCUAACCAAAAAUUUGAUACCCUAUUUAUGACCUGACCCUUAAAGGGGCUAUGUCACCCAACACGCAUGCGCGAGCCAAUGAAAACAAACUUGAAAAAGACAGCCCAACUUUUUCAAGUUGUGUCGGAGAUUUUGGAAGGCUGUUUUUAUCUGUCUAAAUCUCAGCCAUCGUUCGAUAGUUAGCGAAGUUUUGUAUUAAGAAUCAUUCUAUGGUGAUUACAGAACAAUUUUUUGGCGUUAUUUUAAAAUUGUUUGCCUGUGGAAUGUUUUUACGUGGAUUUACUGUGUCCUCUUAUCAGCGGCCGUUGUAAUGGCAGAGUUAAUGACGGCUACUCCACAAUGAGUGAUGGAAUCUUUGAUGGAAUCUUCCCUAUAGUUCACAGGACCUUUCUAUUGAGUUAUUUUAGAGGCUGCUGGCUCUUGGAUUUUUCUUGUGCUCAAAGUAUGUGGACAUAUAAUGAAGCGGCUAUCGAGUUGGCGGCAGCCGUUUUUUGUAAACGAUUACAAGAGCAUCAGGCCAUGAGUUUCGUGGAUUUAAACUAAACUCCUGGCGAAGGAAACAUUCUAAAAUUCGCUAGAUUCCUUCUUGUAUUUAUCUCGAUUCACGGCAAAGAUAAACACGACCGUUUGCUCGUCCAGAUUGUUCUCAACGGACUUAGAGAGGCACCUUAGUACGAGUUAGAUCCUGUAAAUGCCAUGUUUUUGAACUGUUUGUGUUGGAGCAUAAUUUUGGAAAAUAGCAGAGUUUGCUUUCCCUUUUUAUCAACGGACUGCUUAUAGUGGAGUAGUAUACCAAUGAUGCUGGGUUUUUUCUCGACGUCGCAGUGAUUCGCACGAUUGAACAAUUUUUGGCGAUAAUGUAUGUUUCCCUAAGAUCAAAACAAAGACUUGGUCUCUUGUUCUAUCAGCAUCUAAAUUAUAAAAUCAAUAGCGACAGACAAGUCUAAUUGUUAAUGAUUUGAAACAGUCUUGGUCUUUAUCUUCGGUCUAGCGUCUUUUGUAGCUCGUUUGUAAAAUACAACUUCCAUUUAUUUUGUUGAAUAAGACAAUAUUUUGUUGUUGAAUUUUUGUUUGCGCUCUAUUUUAUGAAUGGCAUGCGUUUUUACUUCAAAACUACAAGUAAAAUUGUCGUCGCAAUUUUAUUCUUGAUCUAGCAUAACCAGAGAAGAAACGUUCCAUAAAUUCUAUCGAAAUAUCCCUUAUCUAAACCCAUUUCGCUAAACCUCUCUAAAUUCGGAACCUUGGACGUGACAGAUAACAUGAAGAAAGUCACGCGUUAAAAACAAUAGAAUUUUGACAGUUGAAAGUAAUUUGCAUAACCUCACAGCGCACAUGGAGAAAGUCACGCGUUAAAAACAAUAGAAUUUUGACAGUUGAAAGUAAUUUGCAUAACCUCAGAGCGCAUGCUCUCCAGCUGACAUAGCCCCUUUAAGUCAAUACCCUGUUUCAGACCUGCCUUAUAAUUAUUUCCCUAGUUCAGACCAAUGUUAAAGGCAAUGUUUAUCUGCUUUUAUUAGGUUAGGGGGACAUGAUAAGGAAAUAGCUUCUUCUAAAAAAGUGCAUUCAAGACUACAGUGCAAAAAUCGUUUCCCUAUUUAUGACCAAAAUGGCGGCAAAAUAGCCAAAAUCGAUACCCAAUUCAUGACCAAAACAGCUGAAAAACCCUACCCUUCGGGGCCGCACAUACCUAUAUAGCCCAUAUUAGGGAGUACCCCCCGGGUUGAUCACGCUUUGAUACUCCUUCGUUUCAAUUCUAAAACGUCAGGUUGUUUUUAUGUUCAUUUGCCUUAAAAUCUCCACUUUUCUGUUUGCAGAUACUUAUUCGUUGCAGUCAAUAGGAAACUGUAUGGCACUGAAGAACACGACAUCAGCAAAAAGUCUACACGAUAAGCAAACUUAAACUUGGGGUUUCGAUUCUGAAACCUCCAUGAAAAUACUGCAUUUGUGUUACUAUUAGUGUUCGUGGUAUUAUAUUGCCAUACUUUUUCAAUUUUUCGUUUCAAAACCUAUUUUUUACCAAUGUAAAAGGUAUUCUAAUUCAUAUUUUUAUACUAUUUUUACUAUUUUGGUGAUUUUUACGAAUGUAUUUUAAACACUACAUUUGCUUAAGCAGAUCGAAACCUACAUACAUAAGAGACUAUGUCAAUUCUAUGUAAUUUCUGUUUCAACGCUAGUUGAAGCUUGUGUAUGUGAUAUGUUUUACCUAUUCAAAUGCUAUUAAAAUCCUAUUUCAAACCUAUGCAAAGACUAUUAUUUUGUUCUGUGUUUUCCCUAUUUUAAUGCUAUGCAAAGUAUAUGUCACCUUUAAAAAGGCUAUGUUUUUCAUAUGUUUUUUCUAUUUCUAGGCUAUCUAAAUUCUAAGCAAACCCUAUUCAAAAGCUAUUUAAUCAACUGUUCCCUGUUCCAUUUUACUAUGUAAACUCUAUUUCGGUCCUAUGUGAAGGCUAUUUAUUUUCUAUGAUUUUUCUAUGAGGUUGACUAUGAAGUCUAAAAUCUCUUUCCACAAGCUAAGUAAACUGUAUGUAUAGGCUAUGUGGAAACUAUGUCAUUUCUUCCUUUAUUCCUGCCUUUAAAAACUGCAUAGCUUUUAAGUAGGUUCCGUUUGACUAGCGAAAACAUAGCAUUUUCAAUACAAAAAACAUAGUCCUGGCAUAGAAACAACAUAGGAUCUGGUUAAAGCAAUGUAUGAGUGGUUAACAUAGGUUUUGCAUAGCUUUAUGACAUAGCAUUUGCAUAGAUUCUACAUAGUGUCUGAUUCUACAAGGGAAACCUCUUUGUUUGAUUUUGUCGGCCGUAGGUAGGUUCAUAUUUCAAGUUUACUAACACGUCGUUGGAAAACGUUCCGGUUUACGAAGCUUAAUUCCACAAGACCUCCUCCGCCACAUCAAUGUCUCAAUGGUUUCUUUCUUACAGUCUUUAUUGUUGCUGUUUCAUUUCUGUGCAUUCCUUUCACAAUUAUCUGAGCUUGUAUGGAAGCUAGCAGAAGAAAUAAGCCUUCAAUCGGCAUCAAAAAUGACAAUAAAAAUGACGCCAAUAAAUCCUGAUUUCACCCAAAUCAAAACUUAACGGGAACAAUAUAUCAUUGAUCUGUAAUCCUGAGAAGUUUUAGUGUAGUAUUGAACUCAGCCAAAUGCGAUGCGAAUGGAUUUUUCAAGGUUCUUUUACCCUCCUUAUAUCUUUUGAUUUCGCGACAUCCUGUCCAAAAAUCAAAGUUUGGUGCAUGCGCAGUAACGGGAUACUGUUCCUUUAAUAGAGGUUUUACUGUGCACUGUAACUAAGGACCUGUUUACAUGGAGGUUGGGACACCAGGUAGGUGAGGUAACCUGCUUAGGUGGGGUAAAAAAAUAACCCUCCUUUACAUGUACAUGCAAUCUUACAACCCCGCCAUCCAGGGGUGCACUUUCUCAAGAUUAUUGAAUGGUUGCUAAGCUCGUAAACAAGAAAAUGCUGGCAAACCACGUGUUUUGGCAUUUGAUGCUAUUCUACACUCGCUGCUCUUGCUGCAACCUUCAGUGCUGUGGCAUUCUAUGGUUACCUUUAACAAUGAUGCAAAGCCACUGCCAAAGUGAAUUUUGAGUGAAUUUGAUGUAUUGCGAAUUUGACCCUGGCUAGGUGGAUUACCCCACCUUGAAAAGUUUACAUGGCAAAAUUUGACCUCAGCUGAGAGAGUUACCUGGUCUGGCAGACCGGGCUACCCUACCCAUGAUCAAAUUAAAAUUAGAAAACACAUGGACUGGCAAGUGGGUUACCUCACCUGCCUCAGGUCCCCCACCUCCAUGUAAACAGGCCCUUUUGGCCUGAUGAUACCUAGAAAGCUUUCAUGGACUCAUUUUACUGUUCAUCUACAUGUACUUGUGCUGAAAGGGGUACAUGCAUGUGUUCACUGCAUGUUUUUGCUGAUCAUCUGUGUUUUUAUUAAUCCUCAGUUGCACCAAGAAUAACACUGCAGUCUCCACGUACUGUAACAGUAGAUGAAGGCAACACGAUAACGCUAUUGUGUGUUGCCACUGGCAACCCCAAACCAACUAUCACCUGGACAAAAGGCUCUUCAAUUAAGCAGAAAACCUCGGUUACCAACUACACCAUAUCACCGGCUACCAAAGAAGAAGCAGGAACAUACACCUGUACAGCUCGUGUUACUGCACCAGAACUGAGCGAGCAAUCUGUUAAUUACGAAGUGACUGUGACAGUGAGAUGUAAGUGUGUUCAGUUUGUGUUAAUCAAUAUGGUCUUUUUAAACUGAGUUCUAAUUAUUUGCAUGAAAUGUUUUGUAAAUGUACAGCUGUAUGCCCCAUUUUCCUUAACACUUAAUAAACACUGUAUUUUUCCCAUGGUUUUCUGGCAUUACACCUGUUUCAGGUGUAAUGUUUCAGCCAUGUAAAUUCAGUUUUUGUUAGUUCAAGAGCCAUUUUGAGUUUUUUCUGUUCAUAAGAUCAUGUUUUGCUUGCUUCACCUUCCAUGCACAUGUAGUACGUACAUGUAGUUCAAGCUACAUGCAUUUAAACUGAAGUCUAUUAUGACUGUCUGGUAACGUAGCCUGAAACUGUUUUGUUUGAUGGAAAAAAGUUGCACUAGUAGAUGAUUCAUUUUCCGAUGGAUUCAAAUAAAAUCCACUUAGCUGCCCCAACAAGUUUUCAGGGACUCCUGACAAGUUACCGGUAUUUAUAGGCAAAAUAAAUCCAAAUCAGACAUACGUUUGUACAUUGUAACAUGAUUAAAAACCCAAUAAAGCAGGAUUCAAAACACUUGUUGACAUGUGAGGUGGAGGUGUUAAAUUUGGAAUAGCAUGCAAUCAUUAGAUCACAGAUCACAUGCAAAAAAGCCAGAAUCUGGACUUUUUUCUGAUUGGAUAGGAAACAAUAUGGAUGAUUUGUUGCUGUUCCAAUUGGCCAAAAUGCCGUCAUCCAUUAGUUGUUGAUUUUAGUCUGUAUUUUUUAUUUCAAAAGAGACUUCGCGCCAAAAUUUGAUUCCCAUCUGGUAAAUAAUGAUUGGCUAAUAAUAAUUAUGGCAGGUCAAGCAAACAUUAGAUUAUGUAAUCUAGAGAGCGGUUGACGGCUUGUUAAUUGAAUGUAGCAGGUGUUACUUUUUCCCUCUCGAUCCAAAGAAACAAAAAAUAAUAGUAAUAAUAAUAACACCUGGUCUCAGGUUAAAGGGACAGGUUCACGGUUCAGCGCAUGCUCGUUAACCAAAGUGCUAUUUUUCUGCCGGAAGAUGCUGUAUCAUCUAUGCCAGCAAUAUGAUCAUGUCAUAAUGAAUUGUUGUCAAAGAACCAAUCUGCACACUCCCCUGGCAGUCACUUGAUCAACUUAGGUGCAAAUAGCUGUAAAUUAAUCAACCAUGGAAUAAAACCCUUGGGUCAACAAUUCAUUCAACGUUGGUAGUGUUGGUAUAAUCGACUAAUUUUCUUGCGAUUUUAGUACUCCUCCAGCCCACUUCAGGUUACUGUGAAAUACACUUCUACUUUGAAAUACACUCUGAGAUCGCUGAGGUACAUGUGAGUGGGAUUAUUAACUGAUAGAAUUAAUAAUAAAUUGGAAAAAUAUAAUUUAAUUAAUGAGCAUGCGCUGAACCCUGAACCUGUCCCUUUUAAUUUAGGAAUACAAGUCAUAUAACUGCAUGUACUUAAUAAACAAAUCCAGCUAGUCAUUAGAACAGGACUUGAACCUCUGGAAUGCAAUUCAGCCACACUGACUGAUGGUAGCCUGCGUGUCGUCACAGAUGUAAUCUAUACCCCCAGUUAGUAAAGUCUGCGAAGCAGCACCAGGAUUCUUGUUCUGACGCCCAACAAAUUUCCCUUCAACCUGAUUGGCAAAUGGACAAUGUCAUCUAUGGACAGGCCAAUGAUGGCGCAUUCUCAGAUCCUGAGGUUCAGUUUUGUCUGUCGCACAGGCUGCAAUCCACCUGUAGGAUUAUACAACAUUCUGAAACUGUGUUAAUAAAGUUUUUUUCACAUUUUUAGAUAAGCCUCAAAUAUCUUCUCUGACGCCGAAUCGAACAGUAAAUGAUGGCACUGAUGUGUCAUUCUCCUGUCGAGCUGAUGCUGUUCCCCCACCUACCGCAUACAACUGGUUUAAAAAUGGAGUACCAAUACCCAGGGGUUCAAGUGGAGGUUUUGUCAAUUCUGGUCAAGCAUUAACAGUGACAAAGGUUCAAAAGGGCAGUGCUGGCCGAUACAGUUGUUCUAGCACGAAUGUUGUGGGAACUGGAGAAGAAAGAUCUACCUUUCUUUCUGUUAACUGUGAGUUAUACUAUAAUAACAAGUUCACUAAUAAGAGAGGCUGCUAAGAAAAAUAUAAUUAAUAUUUUUUUCUUUGCAGCCUCUGUUAAGUGAACUUGUUUUCUUACCCUUUGACUCAAACUACAUGUAAUCUUUUUGCAUCUUACUUUAAUACUUGGUCAAUCCAAAGAAUAUCAUAAAAGUUAGGGCUGAAUAAAACCUUAAAUUCAGCUGGCCUUUGGACAGUCAAGCAACACCCUCUUUUUGCUUGCUUAGGACCAUUGUACAAAGGAGAUUCUGACUCAAACUACAAUCCUGGACAAAACUCCUUGAGACAGUACAGCAAUAUUCAUAUUUUUUUGUCAUUUGUCGGUUCGCUCUUAAAACAGUGCAUCCUUUUCGAAAUUUUCUUGCAGUUCUCCCUCUCCCCACCCUAUACAAAGCUGAAAGUCCGAAAAAAUUUUGGAGACAUGCGUCCAACAUUGUUUGUGGGGUGAGGGGAGCAGGGUUGGACCUGUGUGAAUUGGAAAAUGCCCCAGAAAGACAAGUGUCCCAAGACUUUUGUCCGUGAUUGUAGUUUACUUGGGGGGUGAAGAGGAAUAACCAGGUGAUUAUUGCUAAACAAUUUUUUCUUAAAAUUUCCACCCCCUUAAAAAGCAAUAUUUUGUGCUAUUAUUCCAGCGCAAAAAUUUUUUGUUAUUGCAUUGUUCCACUCCCAAAAUGGACAUUAUUUCAAAUUGAAAAAUUCUAUCUUUCUUUUUCUAUCAUUCCUCUCCAGCCCAGUUUGACUUGAAAACUAUGUAUUGGUAAUUAGUAAAAUCCAACUAGUGGUCUAUUAUCAAUGCUGCAUUCUGAUUGGUUGAGCUACUACUAGGUUAUAAUUAUGUUAUAGCCUACUUGUGGUGAAAAGCGCGCACUUUUUGGUGGCAAAAAAGGAUUAAAGUCUAGCUUUAACUAGGUAAAAUUUUUUUAUUCUCGAUAUUUUUGACCAACUAGUUGGAUUUUACUAAAACAACUAUUCCUCUCGCCCUCAUGGCCUCUGAGUCAAAAGCCCAUUUGACCUUCUGCCUCAUAGGCUAUUGACUCAGAGCCCAUUCGGGCUCGAGGAAUAAUUGUUAAUGACGAAAGGUUAGGAAAGUGCAGGCGAGUUUCAGGAUUCUGAUUAAAGUCAAAUCACUCUCGCUUCAAUGCUGGUUUGUUAAGCAUGUUUCAUGUGAUAGAAGGUCAAAACGUGUAUGAUUAGAUUGCAUUCUAUGCAUUUCAUAAUACUUAGUGGAAGUGAAAAUGAGUGCUGGCUACACUACAUAAUAGUAUGUAUAUGUACAUGUAUAUAUGGGCCAAGCAUGUGUAAUAGCAACCUUGAUUCUAUUUAGUUUUUUUGUUUAUUGUCAUUAUCAUUAUCAUGCAUAAUCACUGUUCUCCUUAUCUCACCGCCUGAAGCAACACUUCUUACCGCCUGCAACGGCCUGAAGGUUUACUAAAAUGAAAGAAGUACUUUAAAAAAAUAUACUUAAAUUAAAAUACUAAGUUAUGACCUGAUCCGAUUCCUACUUGCCACAAGGAAAUGAAUGAAUAUAUGGAAAAGUACUAAAGUAUACACAGCUUUUCUUUUUUAUGGGCCACGCAUUUUGGAAGGAGAACAUUGAAGAAAGAGUAAAAUUAUCGGAAUCAAUCGUUUAAAUUGUUGUGUAAAGGUAACAACGGCCGAUUUGCAUAAAAUAAGUCAGAAAAUGAGGGAAUGACGUUCAGAGUACUGAUUAGCUGCUAAAUUUCCCAGCAAGGGCGGGGUCAUGUCCCGCACUCCACUACUCCCCUGCCCCCUAGAAACGUUCACCUCUGGUGCAUAUUUUUUGCCUUACUGGCUAUGAGUGGUCCCUUAUCUGCUGAGCUAAAAUUUAGGGAGAACAUUGCAUUAUUAUCAUAGUUAUUAAUUGUUAUUAUUAUUAUUAUUAUCGUUAUUGUGAGUAUUACUAGUUUAUUUAUUCAUCAGUGUUUUUCUUUCCUUAUUUUAGAUGCCCCCCAGACAGUCACUGUAACACCCAAUCCAGCAGUCGUCAAGCUGUCACAGAGUAUAACACUAGACUGUACGGCUGAUGGUUAUCCUGUUCCAACCUUCUCUUGGCAGUUUAACGGAGCGGUUGUAGGUGGAGCUACACAAAAGACUUAUGCUUUGAAUAAUGCAAAAGUUGAAGAUGCUGGUAACUACUCAUGCCUGGCGAGCAACUUUCGUGGCAAUAAAAAAGCUUUUCGAGUGGUAAAUGUGGAAUGUAAGUACAAUGGAACAGCGGUGUAUGUGCACAAAACGAUGAUAUUCUUGAUACAGUCGAACCUCCAUAUGUGACCACCUCUUGUUAAGCGACAACCCUCUCCCCCCCCCCCCUUCCCACACACACACCCCAAUCCAAACGCCAAAAUUUUCCCAGUCAAAGCGCUACAGUGCAGGUCAGGGGUGCUUUCCAUUAUGCCAAAAUUUCCGGAAAUUUCGGUCCAAACGUAAAUGGAACGGUUUGGCCCAGGUGGAAAUUUUCUGGUCAAAGUGGUCCACCUCCAGAGCUGGUCCGAUCGAAACUUGCCGUUCUAUUUUCAGAAAUUGUCGUUUCCAGUCCCGCUCCAACUCGAUCGUCACUACACACAGUAGUCAAAAUGGCGGAUAGUUCAGAUGUAAGUGUUUACGAGUGCAGUGUGUGUUAGCUUCAGACGCAAGAUCUAAACUUUGUCCUUAUGCUCAGUUGCACACAAGGCUCAGGUACAGCAACGCAUCUUAACCUGUUUUUUCUUCUGGUUCUCAUAAGUUUUUAAAGACAAAUAUAUUACUUGCUUCUCCGAAUGUUGACGAUGUUUUCCCGCGUUUUUCUCUUAGCAGUAUGUGACCCUAGCCCUUACGACAAUACCUAACAAUCAAUUCGAUCAGUUUUGGUUCCGACGUGUUCCAUUUUCCCUUAAUUAGACCGAGUCAGUGGUCUCUGACCGGUUGGUCCGGUAUAAUGGAAAGCACCCCAGAAGUAAGUGAACAACACAAAUUUUAAAAAAAAAUAGUGAACAACGUACACAGGAAACUGACGCAAUGGACGUGUCAGCUCGGACGAGAGUACGCGUCUGCGCUGACGAGUGUCUACGUCAUGAAAAGAUUUUUCUUUUGUAUAAAUUCACCGUGACAGCUUUGCUUUUUGGGGGAAUUGUUGUGAAAAACAAAGCAAAUCCUCGGAUGUAAAGAAGCUUGGUAGUCACUCAUUCUAAGGAACUUUUCAUGACGGAAUUUGACCAUGAUUAAUCGAGAUAAAUUUGGCGACGUUCAGGGUUUCGUUUUUAAAAUAAUCGUUUGGUAUCCUAGGUUUGAAAUGUACAGUGAAACCCCACCUUACGGCCACCUCGGUAAUACGGUCACCUCGUUUUUACGGCCACUUUGAAAUGGGGUUUUCUUUUAAGAGUGUUUAGAUUGAUUUUAUUUUAAUCCAUUUGGUAUUUAUUUCGUCUCAGAUGCUCCCACAGCAACUACUUUUACAACUGGAACUCCAGACAAUGCUGUAGUACAAGGAACAGCAGCAACCCUUACUUGCAGUGCAAAUGGAUAUCCAGCUCCAGUAUAUACCCUAAAACUUGGAAAUACAAUACUUGUCCAGAACUCUGCGACAGGAACAUAUGUCAUCAGUAACGUACAGCUUAAUACUCACGAUGGUCAGGUGUACUCUUGUGAGCCAAGCAAUGCAGAAGGAAGUGGACCACCACAAAGCCUUACUCUCAAAGUACAUGGUAAGCUCUAGCUGGUACAUCUUUCAACCCCUAAUAUACAAUAUCCACAUAUAAAUUCUCCACACUGGCCUCCUUACAUUUCUUUCAAGAAUUAGCUUAGAGAAUCUGAUAAUAGAUUAAAGCUUUUUUCCUCUGGGCCGGGUUGUUCGAAGCUGGGUUAAGAUAACCAGGGUUAGUGCGAAAUUUGAGCUCAGAUAUGAGAGCUUAAAAAGUAAAUCCAGUUUAAUUCUCUUUGCCUAAAACUUGAUGACUGGAUACUCUUAAAAGGAUAGAGAAAAUUAUCCGAGAGAGUGCUUUUGAUAAAAAGAAAAAGAAACCUGGGUUAACAUUUAACAACUGGGCCCUGGUGAUUAUUUCACGUUUUCUCAUAGCUUUUCCUUUUAUAUUAUUGUAUUGAUGUUGUAAGAAGAAAAUUGACAUUGAUCACUUUUGGGACUUGGACACCCUUGCAAGCAGACAGCUCCCUUCUGCUUUGAUGAGAUCUUGCUGUUAGUAGCUGUUUUUGCAGAUCUUUCCCUGAGUGAGAGUCCUUUAGUUCCAGACCAGGCCUUGUUCAAGACUGUGUUCAACAAAAACUCAAAUUUACCAACUCAACUCUCACUGCUCACUUUUGGAAGCAAGGCUUGGCGCAGUGGUGAGAGCACUGUCCUCCCACCAAUGUCGCCCGGGUUCGAAUCCUGCCGUCGACGCCAUAUGUGGGUUGAGUUUGUUGUUGGUUCUGCUCUGGUUUUCCCCUCUCCUAAAAAACCAACACUUCCAAAUUCCAAUUCGAUCUGAAACGCAGGGAGACGUUUCAACGAGUUCUCAUGAACUCCUAAAUGCUCCGUGGGUAAACAAAUUACAAUUACACUGGAUAUGUAGGAUAAAUUUGCUUCCUCGAAACUGAAGUUGCACUCAUUGAAAGCUUGCCGAAGUUGCCAAACGGUUACAGAACCCCAGAACACCGCACCGCAAGCACUGAUCAUCAGCGCGAAUUUCUGAACGGGUACUUGACUGUACAACAUCGCUCCUUCCAGAAAACAAAAUUAUUGUGUCAAAACCUUGCUUCUCGGAACUCGUGACUCGAUCCUCGCGUCUCGAAACUCGCAGCGUAAUCGAGUCUCGAGAAUCAAAUAGACUGUCAACUUAGGGCCUGUUUACAAGGAGAGAGGGUUACCCUUGUGCUAGGGUUACCCUAGCAAGCGGGUUUAAGUUAGAUCUGGUUUACAAGCAAAUUUCGCAGGUAGGGUUACCCUAUCACCAGGGUCAACUUUAACAGCUCUACUGACUUGUUUCGUCAUGCGUGACAUUCUUUGAAACGUCCAAGAUUUGAAAUAAGACUUGAAGUUCUCUAUGGUAAAUACCUUUUACAGUUCAGAAAUUGGAUAAUUCCGUCCAAAUUGUCAAGAUUACUGGUCACGCAUGAUGGAGGAAAGUUGUCCCGGGUAGGCGAGUUAUCCCUAGCUGAGCAUUUACAAGGAAGGUACACUGUAGGGUAACCGUCUUGCUAGGGUAAUCCUAGCACUCAGGUAGAAGGGUUUCCCUUAGGCUAGUGUUAGGGUAACCCUACCUGUCUUGUAAACAUGUCGUGUAAUAAAAGAAGAAAUGUGUGAGUGCUGGGGUAAACCCUAUGACAGGGUUGAAAAGUCCAUGAAUUUCAGGGGAAGUCCUUGAAACGUCCUUGAAUGUAGCGGCCUGGAAAGUGUUUUUUGAUGCUUUUUGGUUGUCCAAGACAGAAUAUGAAUCAUGGCUCAGAGAAGUUAACGGUUAUUUACACAAAGUGCUCAAUGUUUUAUGCAAUAAUUAACUAUUAAUUUAAGACAGGUGAACUGAAAAAUGUAGAGAAGUUGGUGAAGCAAACAGUUCAAGUCUUAUUAGAAUAGACUGGGAAUGUGCAGUUUUGUACAAUCUGUAAAAUUAUAUUCCUAGUAGGUGGUCCUGGAAAAUCUAAUGUAGUCCUUGAAAAGUCCUUGGAAAAUGGUUCAAUUUUGUGUAUGAACCCUGUAUGAGUGCUAGGGUUACCCUGCCUGCCUUGUAAACAUGUCGUGUAAAAAAAGACGAAAUGUGUGGGUGCUAUUGUAACCCUCUUGCUAGGGUAACCCUAGGAGCAGGGUCACCCUCCUUCCUUGUGAACAGGGCCUUACUUUUGAGCGGUACUGUAUACAGUUUUUUUUCACACAAAAACUGAGGCUUUUCACCUUUUUUUUCCUAUUUUUUAUGCUGCCCUGUAUAAGCAGUUGUAGGGUUGCGUUUUGUGCGUGUACAAGGCAACUCCAACAGGGAAGAGCCACCCAGUGGAUCUGUUAAUAAACCAUUAUUAUUAUUAUUAUUAUUAUUAUUAUUAUUAUUAUUAGUACUUAUUCACCUCAUCAUAAUAACAAUAAUAAUAAUAAUAAUAAAUAAUAAUAAUAACAGAAAUAAUGCCUGCCCGUUAAAAUACAUAACAAACGUUACAGAGAGUGAAGUAUACAAAUCAUGAAAAUCGCACAAAUUGUUUACAGUUAUCAUAUAAAACCUGAUAAAACAUUGAAUAUCUAUAGUGUUAAAUUUCUAAGUUGUAUUUAAACCUUAUUCUGUUAAAGUAACAAUUCUUAAAACUUUCUGUAUUAAUCCUUGGUAACUGACUUGACUCAGAGGUUAAUUUAUUUCUUCUGUCCCUAAUGCAGAAGAUAGAAAUCACAGUUAUGAAUUUUUAUUGCUGGUUAGUGCUCUUCAGAACAGUUCACCACGUGCUUUUUGCAUUAUCUUUCACAGUUCGUCCAAGAUUUAAUCCUCCUCAGACACUGCCAACAACCAAACAGAUCAAGAACGAGACUCAAACUAUGGACUACACUUGCACGGCUGAAGCCAAACCUUAUGCAAGCAUUCGCUGGAUGUUAAAUGGGCAGAAUCUGACCAACAUCCCACCUUACAACAUCACAGAAAGAAUUGCUGGCCCAGCACCUUCAAAACUCUUCACGACCUUUGGAUAUCUAAACAUAAAGCAUCUUACGUGGCAACAGUAUGGAAACUUCUCUUGUGUGGCUAUCAAUGAUGCUGGCUCUGUAAAGCAAAACACGGAACUUGAAGUCAGAUGUAAGUCGUGAAUACCAUAAACUGCUGUUUAUAAGCUCCUCUACUGAUGAGCCCCCCUUCCCCCUUACAUCCGAUUAUAAUCCCCCCGGAUAUAGUGCCCCUCAUAAUGUAUUGAGAUGGAUUUGAUUUAUUUUGAAGUUUUGAUGCUUAAAUAAACACUAGCAGUGAUUUUAUUACAAACAGUUGUGGUGAGUCCUGGGACUUAUCUUGAGAGAAAAUCGCGAGUCACAAUCCAGAAUCGAUGAGCCCCAAUUCAAAAAACAACGAGUCCUCACUUGAAAAUGCGUGGGAUUUUAUCAAACCAGACAUUUAAUUAAGGGGCUGUGUCAAGGCAGUCCAGUUCAUUUUGUUUAAUUUUAGCGAUUACUCGCCCUCAAUAGCUAUAGAACUUAAAGUAAGCAAAGAAAUUACAUGUAAAUGACAAAAUCAGAGAUCCGUGACAAACAGAUAAUUAUGUCUCCUGAGAAUUAUUUUGAAGUUGCAAGCAGCAGGGAUCAACUUUGAAAAACUGUUAGGCUGAACAGUUUUCAAAAACCUUAAUUUCAAUCCGUUUCAAUCGUCUUCAGUUUUGCCCAUCCGUGGCAUCUGUUGUUUCUGUUAUGUUAUUUUAAGCUUCCUUUAAAGUUUUAAGCGGUUUUUUUAAUGUGUCUUUCAAUUGAACGGGCAUUUUGUAAUUUCCUAAUUUGGCUGAAUUUCGUGACACAGCUCCUUUAAUCUGAAGACAGACUCCAAAACUCCAUAGUACAGUAUACUGAAAUUAAAAUACUGUCCUAUUUUAAAGUACAGUUCUAUUUUAAAGCAUAACAAAGGCUAAAUGAAAUAUUUAACCUUUGUUUUGUGGUAAAAUAACAGCCAUGAUAACGGCCACAGAAAUCACUCGAAAAGGAUGUUCCACAAAAACACAUCUUCAUCUUGGCCAUGCCAUGCAUUAUUUUGCGUCUUUGGGGAUGUUAAUGCGUCAGAGAUGCAGGACGCAGAGGUAACCAAUUCACUGCACUAGUUAAUGCAAGACGUAUUUCUAUCAACACUGACAUAGCUUCUUUCGAAACGCUUUUUCUAUUCAGGGGCGUGGCCAGCUUUUCGACUAGUUGUAGGCCUGGCUGACUUUCAUUUCAACAUAUCCCGAAAAUUGCACGCAUGACCAGUACGCACUGACCUCACCAACACUUUGAGCUCUUAAGCUUUUCAGCUCACCACAACAACCCAUUAUUUUUUACAAGCGGUAGAGUGAUCAAACCAAAAAUUUGUAGGCCCGGGCUCCUGCUAUUCCAGUUUUAUACCCCCUUGGAUAUAAACUCCUCGGUUCAUACGUUCUCCUAAAACCCCCAUGCAAAGAUGUAUAAGGCUUAAGCCCGGGGCUUAUUAAAAGCUAACGUUUACGGUAUUAUUAGGUCCUCUAUCAGUACUCGAAAGAAAGUAAUGAAUUCCAGCUGUCACAUUUUUCUUGCUUGUCUUUGUUGAUGGUUCAGUUUCAAGACGUUUUGCCCGAAUCUUCGCUUAUUGGGAUUCAAGUGACCUUAAAGACUGCCUGGCUAGAAAAUCUACUCGCCCAGGAUGACUGGCCCGGGCCGGGGAUUUUUUGAUGCCCUGAUUCUAUUCUAUUAUAUAAUGUGAAGUAGAGAAUGCGAGUGAUGAUAACAACUCCUCGAAAUCACCGAAAUUACAAGAACAUUCCAUCAGGUUUACCCCUUCUUGCAGUGAAUUGCUGGUUUUCACAUAACGUCAUCAAAAUUCAAUACUAGAGAAUUAUCAAUCAUCUUGAGUUUUUACCUUCAAGAAGGAUUAGAGCAGCUAAAAGCUCAUAUUCAUGCAAAUUUUCACCCCGAAAGGGCACUUUGUUUUAUGAUACAGUACGCGUGAAUUUCUAAACCUUUGCCUGAUGCGGAUUUUACUUGGCUGCCGAUAUAUCUGUCAUGGAGGUUAAAAGAAGGGACUCAUUUUGGGGGAUUUUGAUAUCGGAACAGUCAUUGUACUUGAAAACAGUAUUGCAGUACUUAUUUUAAGAGUUCUUAAGAGAUGAAUUACGCUUUCAUAGCAAAACACAGUAACAGAUGUUUCUGUUGGCUUCGGGCCGUCAUGUUGGUAGUCAUGGACACCAACAUGACACCAUACACCAUACAAUGCUCUCUAAAGUUUGGGUAAAACAUUUCUCCGAAUAUCUCGCAUAAUAUUAUGAAAAAUUGCACUGACCGGAAUCUUGGUGAGAAUCUUUGCAUAUUUAUCUCCUUUCAUAUUCCAGAUUCUGUGCUUAGUCUAUUCAACGGUUUUGAUUCUUAUUUUUGAUGGCAAGUGACAGGGAAAACCAGCAGUACACCUCGCUCACCGACCAAAAGGAGAUCCCCUGAGGUUUUGAUGUUCUGUUCAUUUUGUUAUCAGAUCGACCAGUCGUUCAGUCUCCUGCUGAUCAUCCUAAAAACCUCACCCUGGCAGUAGGAGAGACGGCAACUUUCAACUGUAAAACAAUCGGCAACCCACCAACCACAGCUUACAAAUGGCAGUUUAAUGGAAAUGAUUUGCAAGGAGAAGCGUGCAAUAAUUGCCCAACAACAACUUUAAGAAUAGGAUCAGUAGAACGAAAGGAUGAAGGAUGGUAUGGCUGUGUUGGGACUAAUUCAUUGGGGGAUGGGCCUCCUGCGAAAGCACAGUUGCUUAUUAAACGUGAGUAACCAGUGGCUACAAUUUCUGAUUUCAACCCUUCAAGUUCCGAUAUCGGCAUACAAAUUCUCCAGAAUGAACUCCAUACACAUUUUCCCUUAAGCAGAGUUUGUCAUUCGCCGAAAGUCAUGAAAUUUAAGAAUUUCAUUUUCCAAGUCAUAGAAAAUUAAAGUUUGUUAUGUUUCGUAGAUAGGUUACUGCAGUUGUCAAAACAAGAAAGAUAGAGACAAGUGAUUAAACAGCACGAAUGGCACCCUUUUUGGGGAUACCAGAGUUUGUCUAAUGAACUAAGUUAGGUCAAAAACUACCCUUUGUAAUGUUUUUGAACUAACUCAGCAAUGCCCAAACUGACAGUCUUUCUACAUUAAAUCCCUUAAAUUAUACAACAAAAGGGCUUAAAGUGACUUACAUUUUUCUUUGCCUACAGCCUGGCUAUGUUCAUGUGCAAAAACAGGAAAAAAAAUCUUAUUAACUUUAUGUCUACUAGUGUAAUUUUCUAUUUGUGAACGUUUUUAUAUUUUUACAAAGAAAUAAAAUCUAAGAUGUACCGUUAAAAUUGGACUUUUUGUUCAAGAGUGAGAGUGUGCAGUCAACGUGACCGGCGAGAGAAGUCUUUAUCUUGCGCCCUGGUUUAUCAUCCUUCUUUCAUAAUCUCAUCUCCUUUGCGCGUGCAUGCUUCAUUUUCGUGGAGAGUAAGGAAUGGUAUUUGAUUUUUUUUUUAUAUAUAGGCAAACCAACAAUUGACUAUUUUCCUAAAAGUGUGUACACGGUCAAUGAAACCAACAACAUCACCAUGGUGUGUGGAGCUGAUGGCGUCCCUAGACCAACCAUUACUUGGAAGAAGAUGAGCAGUGGCAGGAUUGUAGGAGAAGGGGAAGAGUUUCUUAUCGUGACCACUUCUGAGACUGAUGAUGGUGUAUACAUUUGUUUUGCACAAAAUGAGUUGGGCGAUGAUUCCAAAGGAGUCACACUCCAGGUUCAAAGUAAGUGUUUGGCCGGAUGAUUAGUGGCUGGGUAGUAUUAGAGACGUUUUAAAUUCUAAGACGAAUACGACUACGAGUACGAGAUUUUCUCAAUACUAAGUAGUGUACGCGCGUGAACCAGCGUCAAUUUGGCGGGAAAACGUGGUAGCCGUCGUCGUUCUACUACGAGUUUUCGCGCGAAUGUCGUGGUGGCGAAAACAAGAUAUCAAAUGUUAAAAGUUUUAUUAUUUUUCUAUCGGGAGAGCCUGUAACCUCCUUCUCUAAAGAUAACAAUGCUAACUUUUCCAGUGAAAAAUGGCAAAAUGAAGCUUUCCGGGAAGUCUAUAUUUUGAGAGGACGCGAAAACACGUCGGCUCAAAUCUCGUACUCGUAGUCGUCCUGGUAUCUAAAGGUCUCUAAUGUUAUGUUACGAGGUAACCUGCGUAGAAAGCGUUUUGUAGCCUGCGUCGCAGACGUAAUUUAUUCCCGGUUAGUAACGUCUGCGAAGCAGCGCCCAAAUCCCCGUUGUGGGCCCCCAACGGACUCAACGAAUUAGGCCAUCCCCAUAAAAUGUUUCGUUUCCCAUCGCCCUCCCUGAAGGUGGAUCGGUCGGUCGGGCAAAAGAAAAAAGAGAGAAGAAUGAACACUUGAUUGCAUAUUAAAUCUCACGUUUAGUCUGCAAGAUAUAAUCAGAUGGUAAAAGAUGUAUAUUAACAGGACUAUCAAAUGUCUAAAAAGGCUACAAAAACGAAGUAUUGAUGAUAAUUUAAGACAAUUGGUGUUAAUAAGACAAGAUCGUGUGCUUGUAAAUUAAAGUACUUGCUUCUUUACAAGUGAUUCUGGAAUUGUUUUUUUACUUUUCCGAAAAAAUGGGUCGGUCGGGCGAUGGGAAACGAAACAUUUUAUGGAGAUGGCCGUACCGGAAAUCGACAAUGGCCUUUUAAACAGGCCAAUCAUGACGCGUACUCAAAUCUGGGUACACUGGUGGGGGGUCCAGUAGAAGGAUUUCGGCGCUGUUUCGCAGACGUACUCAACCAGAGUUUUAUAGUUUUGUCUGUGGCGCAGGCUAGCGUUUUGGCGCGAGUUUGUCGACAAAGUUAUUCUAAGAAAACAGCCAACAUUGCACAACGCCACCAACGGUUUCCCCGCGAGAUGACGUUUGAGGAAGGAGCCCAGAAAUUCUAUACUGAUGACUUUCACUACCCUGAUAUGGGUAUUGCUUCUGCUUGUUUAAAAAUUUGUUUCAGAGGAGAGCUUAGUAUACGGAAGUCCCAGGUUCGAUUGUGCGUUGUGAACUUCAUUCUUUUCAGUAGAAACACACCGUCAAACACAGGUCAACACUCGUGAUCUUUUACUGAGAGUAAGCCGCUGCCUCUUUUUGACUUCUGCAAAUGAUGAGAUCCUUAGUCCUCUCAGAUAAGGAUGAAAAACAGUACACAAUUAUUUCUGGCUGUGACCCUCCCCCCCCCCCAUGUUCCUUGCUUCCUUGCUUGGUCUUCAGUUCAGUAGGUUAUGUCUGUGUAUGACUGUGAUGGGGGAGGUGGAAGAGGGGAUCUCUUUUAUGGAGCGCAACUGGCUGGCCGGACCAUGGCUGGACCAGUCAGUUUAGCAUUGAAGCUUUUCAAAGAGUUUUUUGCUGAAAAAGCGACUCUUUUCGGCUGCUUUCGCGCAUGCUAUUUAGGAUUUGACUGAUCUAGCUGGAUAGUUUUGAUUAAAAGUGAAAUUCUCAUUACGACAAGAAUGGUCUGGCCAGUCAGUUCUGACAAAUGAAAAGAGCCUUUGUCUAGGGUUAAACUCUUGAUCACCCUUCUGUGAAGCGCACAACGACUGCCUAGCGUAGUGUGACCUGCAUUUCUAAUCAAAAUUUGUUACAGCUCGCCCCACUAUUCUGACAUCUGCUCCUAUAACUACAAAUAUCCCUGGCGCUACUGGAGAGCGGGUGGAUUUAACUUGCAUCGUCAAGGGCAAGCCAUCACCCACUCUGUCCUGGAGACGAGAUCCAAACGGAGAUGAUCUCUCAGCUAUUGACGAGAAAGUUGAGAGCAUUACCAAUCAUUUGAAGGCUACUACCAUGAAGAUCAUUGUCACUACAGCAGGGAAAGAAGUCGGUGAUAAGUUCUACUGUGUUGCUACCAAUAUUCUUGGUAAUGACACACAGCAGUAUAUUAUACGAGAAAGAGGUAGGUGCUGGUUUAGUUGCUAGCAGUGAGAAAAAAAAAAAAAGAAACCGUGAGACCCAUUUUCCUCCCCAAGGCAUCACAUAUCAAACAUCAAAUCAAAAAAAAAAAAAAAAAAAAAAAACAAUUAGUACCGUGGAAGAGUACUGCUGGGAAAGUUACUGAUGGUCACACUGCAGGAUUUCAUCCACAGACUCAAUAGGUACGAGCCGCCUUGUGACAUCAUCAUAAACAGUAGCACAAGAAAGUACUGCUCAGUAGCUUUCUUUUGAAUGGUCACACCACAGGAUUUCAUCUACAGACUCAAAGGUCGGGACAAAAGUUAGAACCAACUUGUACAGCAUAACAAACAGAACCACAGGAAAGUACCACACAGUAUCUUUCGUUCGGAAUGGUCACACCAUAGGUUUUUAUCCACAGACUUAAACGUUAGAACCACCUUUAACAGGGUAAAAGUGUAGCAAAUAGUCAGAUCGCAACUACAAUCCCCGGUCAUCUCUUCCCGCUGCUGGCAAGUCUUGCGAAGAGAGGUGGCUGUUUUCACCGGCUACCACUUCGUUGCCCGCAAGUUGUGCGAUGUAAACGACCCUCACUGAGGCUAACAUCACGCGGCUCCUGGACGAAUUUUCGACCGGCUGUAAAAUUUGACCGGACAGUUCUUUGGCACGGAACCGUUCAACAGUUGGGCUCUGUUCGAACGGAACUGACGACGAAGUAGGUUGAAUAUUCCGUUUUUUUAGUGGUUUUACCAUCUGCCCAUGCGCUGCAGAGUGUUACUUAGAUUAUACUACUACAUGAGAAAUUUCUGUAAUUUGAUUGGUUUAGAGCAGUGGUAUUUCAACUUAAUUUGAAAUACCUACAUGUGAAAAUUACAAACCUUUUGCGGGUAGUAGUAUAAACAAAUAAUAGCAUGAUUUGUACGUGAUAUUUGGCAUAAAUACCACCCGUGAUAUUUCAAAAUUGUCUCAAAUUUCACUCGCCUAACCGCUCGUGAAAUUACGUAUAACAAUUUCGAAACGUCACUCGUGGUAUUUAUGCCAAAUAUCACUACUAAUCAUGCUAUUACCGAUACAAAUCCAAAAUGCUGUCUGCCAGCUGAAUUACCACUGAUCCAUGCAACCGCGCUUUUUAGUACGGAAAUUUAGACCGUUACGGUGUUCAUACUACCCCGGUCAAAUUUUCGACCGUACCGGCGAAAAAUUUUACUUCGAUUUUGUAGUCAAAUUUUCGGACGGCUAGGCAUCUAAAUUUUCGUCUGGUAAAAGGGACUAUGCCACGAGGAUAUUGUUGUUUGAGGUAAAUUCUGUGCUUAAGUCAUUUUAGUGCCUUCACCCAUACACAAAAUGCUCUUGUGUAGAGCUAUCAAACAAGUUUUAUGCAGGAACAAUAACCAUAUUUUUUUUUGUCAAUUUUUGGAGGCAUAGCUGUGGAACUUGAAAAAAUUGGACCAACUUUGUAAAAUUUUGAUUCUUUUCCAUCCUUGCCAUCCAUCGCAACAGACGACAUCAAACAGUUUCAAUGCUUUAAUAGAGUCUUAAAUAACAAAACUGGACCAUUAUAUUUUUUGUAAUUCAACUGAUGCGAAGAAACGUUUUAGCUUCGUGACAUAACCCCAUGGGCCUUAUUCACACGGCGGCCAUAUUGUCCCGAGAGACUGAAAAAGCUUUGUUUUACCUCCCUCGACCUCGCAGUGAAAAACUUGGGGGCGAGGCUAGAAAGGUAAAACAAAGCUACUUUAGUCUCUCGGGACAAAAUGGCCGCCGUUUGACAAGGACCCAUGAAGGUGGUUCCGUGUGAACGUACCACGUACGUGUGAACAUAGCCUGAGUGGCAACCCAACAACACUGUUUUGCCAUGGGAUUCACAGGGCCUCCAGAUCCUCCUCAGGACGUGAAAGUGGUUCCUUUCUCAGUACCCGAUUCGCAAACAGUGAGUGUGAACGUAAGCUGGACUCCUGGUUACAAUGGCGGCUAUGAUCAGCAGUUCUCAAUUCAUUAUCGUAAGAAAGGAAGCGGCAGCGAUUUUACGGAAGUAGUCAUUGGUCUUCCCCCAAAUGAUAUGCACACCGUUCAACAACUAAGCCCUAAUACAACAUAUGAAUUUAUGAUGCAAGCGUCGAAUCAACUGGGAAAUAGUGGAACUUCACCUUUGGCUCAAGUUACGACCACAGGUAACAAAGAAAUAACAUUUCUUCUAUCAAUCAGAACUGUCAUUGAGAGGCGGGGGCAAGGAAAUUCCCCCGAUUACUAUGUAUGUGACCCUCGGUUAUUUUUAAAUAGAAGAAACAUACAUGUAGCACUAAAAGAAAUCGCUAGCAGUUUUAUUCGCCGCCUACUUGUUGUAUUUACCCGGCAAGUUCAAAUCUUAGUGAUAUCCCUGAUCAAAUACCGUAUUUCCUCGAAUAAGCGCCCUCCCCCGAAUAAGAACCCACCUCCAGGCCAAAAGAUCAAACAAGCGCCCGUCUCGAAUAAGCGCUACCUCCCCCUAUCACUUUCUUAAAUAGAAGGGAUAUAAUGAAAACCUGUUUCUAUAGCCUCGUUGUUUAUAAGUGAUACAUCGUUGUGUUAAGUGUUUAAUGGGACCAUGUUACGCUGGUUUACCAAAAGGAAGAGAAUUUAUUAAGCGCACCUCCUUUUUUCGAGGAAAUACGGUAGGUUUUAUUAAGAAAACUUUCGACCGGAAGAGGUUCCAAUGCUUAGGUUUCGAGCGUUGCCUUCGUCAGGGCUAACGCGCCACUUUAGAAUCCAGAAAGGGACUGGAGCCGAAACGCGUCCUGCAAUUGUUUCUGGGACCGUUACUGUGGAGGCGCCGGUGAGUUAUUAGGGACUUUAAGAUCCAACGACGCGGACGGUAACGAGAACGUCCAAAAAAAAAAACAACAACAAUAGGUUUUAUUAGCAAAACAACAACUUUUUUGUACAUUUCUUUGCCCAUUUUUGCACGACCACGACGUGAAAAUGCCUAAUUUCGCGUUUUAUGGAGUACGUAAACAAGUCAAACAAGCACCGACGAAAUUUUGUUUCUCUUACUGCACUUGGAUAUGGUCCCUAGGAAUUCAGCUCCAGAAGGGUUCUCCUACAUUUGACAAAGUAAGUGGGUAGGAAUAAUUUCGAUAAAGACUGAAAGAACGCCAAUUCACUUUUUAAGCGACGUUCUCAUUGCCGUCGCGUCGUGGAUCUUACAGUCCCUAUUAGGGAGCUUAAGCAAGGACGACGGCGACAGCAACGAGAACGGAAAAAAACAAUAGGUUUGAGCCGUUUAUAUUAGUAAAACAACAACUGCAGGUGUAUCACGCCUUUUUGUACUUCUCUUAGCCGUCGUUGCACGACUACAACGUCGAAAUGCCUAAUUUCACGUUUUGUCGAAGACGGGAACACAAGACAACAACUUCUUUUUCUUAUCCUGAAAUUUGAUACUGUCAUUUUAGAAUUCAACUCCAAGAAACUUUGCCAACACUUGACGAAAUAAACGAGAUGGAAUAAGCGCGAUAAAGUUUGAAGCAGCACGAAUUCACUUUUAAGUGAUGUUUUCGUAUCCGUCGCCGUCGUUGUUGCUUAAGCUCCCUAUUGGCCAAUUCCCUGUCCCUGGUAGCCGUCCCAGAAGUCCUGGCGAAAGUUUACUCGCCCCAGUUUACUUCUCGUCUUUAAAGUGGCGAAUGGUAUCAAUAGAGUUGAUAAGACCAAAUUGUUGUGUUUCACUCCCCAACCAAUGUAUCGCCACAGUUUCUUUCUUAACCUGCUACGCCUCUUUGAGCUCGUUUGUCUUGCACGUGAUUUCUCUUAGUCGUCAUAAUCAGUUUAUCUGUGGUUGGUGACCUUUUCAUUGUCUUUGUGUUUUUAGCGGCAACAGUGGACCCAGCCAGAGGGUCAGGUAAGCUUUACAGUCGAGUCAGGCCUUGUGAAUGAAUCGAUUAUUUGAAAAGAGGAAUCUGUUACCAGUGUUAGCCCUUGUCGCAACCAGUAUCAAAUUCAAAUCUGCGUUCAUGCAUGCGUAAUGAGUUGUGAUUUAUUUUAUGAUACCUUGUUUGGAUGGAUAAAAUUGCUUUGAAGACAUUUACAUCAAAUUCGUGGAAAUAGAGCUGAUGGAAUUUCAUAACUACCUCGCGUGUGAAUUCACUGCUCAUUUUGCAUGCAGGAAUGCAGAGAUGAAACUGAAAUCAACAACCACCAACGGAUUCAACCUUCGAAUAAUGCACUCAUUAACCCAUAAGCCCCAAUAUCCACAUACAAAUUCUCCAAACUGAUCUCUAUACAUUUUCUUAAAGAAUGUGUGGAGAGAAUUUAGGAAAAGAGCAAGGCAUUUUCUCUUAGGUGAUCAAUUUAUUAAUUCUCAUAACCUAAUCUCGUGACAAUCGAUGGAUAUGGUUAGGAGAAAAUUGAUGUUGGUCACCAUUGGGACUUAAAGGGUUAAUGGAAUCUUUGGGGGUACGCUUGACCUGGCUUUUAAUCUUGAGUUCCUGUGUGUCCUUAAAGUUGUUCUUAUGGCUGACAGUUAGCGGUGAUGUGGCCUUCGAAUACAGCUGUCUUUCACCACUCUGGACGUUUCGCGCAACGUCCUAGCGACGGAGUCCUAUGAGGGGCGGCUGUAUUCGUAGGCUAACGAAGUCGUUGUUCAACAAGUUUUGACUUGCGAAAGUCGAUUCAUCCCCUUAUAAACUUGCGUCGCAAAUGAGUACCGCCAGGAUCACAAGGUCAUUCUUCUGUAAUAGAAACUGCAGUGGGAAUUUUGUGAACUUGAAUUUUGAAAUAAAAUUGGAGUCCCCAUACUCGUUUAGGAGCAACGAUAACUUGUAUAUACGCAAUAAUUCCUUUAAGCCCCAAUAUAUACACGUACAAAUUCUCCUAUACAUUUUCUUAAAAAAUGAGUUGAUAGAAUUUGUUAAAAGAUCAAAGCAUUUUCUCUUAGGUGAUCAUUUUAUUAAUUCUCAUAACCUAAUCUCUUGAAAUUGUAUGGAUAUCGUUAGGGGAAAUUGAUGUUGGUCACAAUUGGGACUUAAAGGGUUAAAUACCAAUAUGUUUCUUUUUCUUUUUACGGGUGCAUGCUUUUAACACGUUUCAGACGAUUGAUCCUUUUUCUGCAUUUCUGCAUGGAGAAGUAGUCUAUAUUUUUUUCCCAGAGAAAAAUAGCUACUGCUCACUUUAAAAAAAAGGAGACAUGAUACUUCACCAUACUCGUUGAAGAGAAAAUGGAGAUUUACAUCUGUGGGAAGCUCCAGCCUUAAGGCAAAAGCCGGUUUUUUUAAAUGUGCGCGUGCCAAUCACGCGUAAAAUUAUGCGCAGUAGGGAUGCGCAAUGGGAUCAAUUUAGAUUUCUUGGAAACUGCCCACCUACCCCUCCCCUAAGUCAUCAUUAACACGUACUUCUCACUUAGGGCAAAAUGUUGGGUUAGGGGAGGGGUAGGCGAAUGCAGUAAUAAGGAAUAACUUAAAAGAUGUUUCCUUGUUUUCCUCUUUCAUUCGUUAGUGACAGCGACAAGAGUAGCGGACGACCCAACAGAAAUAGUCGUAACUUGGACAGUGACAGAUAACCUGGUAAACAAACUGAAACUUGAGAUUUUGGAGGACGGGGAGGGGAGCUGGUCGGCUGUGUCUGGUGCCAGUGAUAUGACCACAUCUACAACCCAGUUUAGGGUGAAAAACCUUAAAGCUGAUGCCAAAUACAAGUUUAGAUUGGACAUGAGACGGCCUGGAGAAAACAAUCCUACAUAUGUCGAGAGUAAUGAAGGUAGGUCGCGCGUCAAAACCUUUUUAUUUCUAUUAGCCCUCAAACCCUAUUAUCAGCUUGUAAAUUCUCCACACUGUCUUACACACCUUCCCUACUGUAAUGAUGAAGAAAGUUUGAAGAGGAACCGGAGAAAUUGUGUGCUUUUAUGUUUUAUCGAAAGGGUAAAGAAACGACGAUGAAUUUUUCGUUUUUCCUUUGAACUUGGAUACGUUUCUUAGGAAUUGAACUCCAGGAGAGUUCGUCUACAUUUGAAAAAGUGAGCGAGUUGGGAUAAUGGCGCUGAAAGUUCAAAGAACUAGACGUGACUUUUUUAGUGAUGUUUUCGCCGCCGUCCUCCUCCUGGUAUCAUGGAGGUUAAGCAACAAUGACGGAGAUGGUGGCGAAAAUGUCGCUUAAAAAGUGAAGUUGCGCUGCCUGAAACUUGAUCGCGCUAAAUUCUUCUCGUUUAGUUCGUCAAAUGUUAGCAAAUUUUUUGGAGUUGAAUUCUAAAGGACUGUAUCAAAGUGCAGAAAAAGAAAAGGAAAGUUGUUGUCUUGUGUUCCCGUCCUCGACAAAUCGUGAAAUUAGUCAUUUUCACGUCGUAGUCGUGUAGGACGGCAAAGAAGUCGUCGUCUUGCUGUUUUUGCUAUGUUUUUUGUUAUGAUUACGCCUAGUUCCUGCUGUAGUUUUUACUCUUGAAACGAGUGAGGUGUCCGCCAUUUUUAUUUUUACAGCCAAAAUAACUCAGCCUCGUUCCCACGGUGCCUUAACCUGUAAGAACGCUGCAAUAAGUCAAAAUUCUUCCAAAUUUGGUCUUCAGUAACUGGUUAUGGUGAAUUAUGCGUGUGCUUUUAGCCAAUCAGAAUUGGGGAAAUAUUUUGAAUGAAUAAUAAUUAGCAAUUAAUGAAUUCGGCUUUCGCAGCAUAUGAAAAAUUAAGCAGAUCGAGGAGUGUGUUAUCCACCUCGGCGUUCAGCCUUGGUGGAUAACCCCCCCCCCCUCGAGAUCUGCUGAAUUCUUCAUAUCCUACGAAAGCCGAAUUCAUUAAUUGCUUUAUUUUUCAUUCGAAAUAAUUCCUAGUUUAAAAACAGAGCUAAAACAUGCUUACCUGCAUCGAUGUUAAGUUUACCUUCGAUAGUGUUUUUGCUAUGUUUUUAGCCAUUAUUUUGCCUAGUUCCAGCUGUACUUCUUACUCUUGAAGCGAGUGAAGUGUCCGCCAUUUUUAGUUUUCACAACGAAAACAACUCAACCUCGUCCCCAGGUCUUCUCGGUUAACGGUUCGUUAACCUGUACAGGGCUGUAUUUUUGACGUCAUUUCCUCAUUAAACACAAAAUUCUUCCAAAUUUGGUCAUCAGUAACUGGUUGUGGUGAAUUAUGCGUGUGCUUCUAGCCAGUCAGAAUUGGGGAAAUAUUUUGAGUGAAUAAUAAUAUUGCUUAAUAUUCACCUCUUUCAGUACCAGCUGUCCCAAUCGUAGGAAAGCGUGAGGAACCACUUAAAAACUGGAUGAUAGCUGUUAUUGCAGCUGUAGGUGGGGUGUUACUCAUAGGCAUCGUUAUACUCUGCCUGUGUUGCUUCAUGCGUCGCAAGAAAUCCCUUGGAGGUAAGAGUAUUAGAACUGCGCUGGCGUGGUAGUUCAUGUCCUAACCUGGGACCAGGCUCCUUCUUUGGGACAAAAAGAGAAACUUUUGGCGAGCGAGGGAUAGUGGGGUAGCUUGGGAGGCGGAAAGGGCCCUAUUGCCCCGCUUUCUCCCUUUCAUUUUUAACUCGUAAAUACCCGUAGGCAAGAGCCCACAACCCGGAGCGAGCAACUCCCAUACUAGGCCUAUGUCACGACGUUUUUACGGACCAGUUUAUUUUUAGACACGAUUUUAGGGCACUCUUUGCCGCGAGAAUAGAAUCUCCCCCAUGUCUAUGAGCGCAUUCCAAGGUAAGGCCAUUUCUCGACUGACAGUCUGUCCCCUUUCGCCAAACGGAGACCCUUUUCACUGGCUAUUCAUGCCUUGGCAGUGUGGUAGUUUUUACUGUGUUUUUAAGACACUUUUCCUCCCUUUGUUCUAAAACUGUUUAAUCCAGACAACGCUUUUAAGCAAGUGAACCACGGCUUUUUUCAAAAUUUGUUGGUAGUCUACAAUUUGUAGCUCUGAAGGAGGUCGGCCACCUAACGAGGUUUUAACAAUGCAGUAAUCGUUAGAUCUUUUUGAGAAGAAAAACUUUCUGCUUAUUUGGCAGGAAUUAAGAAGGAGAGCCAGUAUAGUUAUGAUUAUACUCUUACUUCUGUACCACCCUUGUUGGUUCUACUGUUAGAUUUCAAUACACCUUAUUCAUUGUUUGCGUAUUAAACUGAGUAAUUCUUUAUUUUUACCUCUACUUUGCAGCUGACCGCGUAAAUAUGUCUCAAACUUCAAGGUAGGAGAUCAUUUAAGUUGUGAAGUUGUCUUUUACUAGCUAUCUUUAGUAAUGGUUUAGAUAGUUUGCGGAGGAAAUGCUGGUCUUGGAGGAAUGUUACUAAUUCGAGGAACGAGGAACGGGAAACAAAAGAUAAUUGGUAACGAAGUUACUAAUGGGGAUAGGGUUAAGUCUGUUUUUUUUUUCCCAUGUUUAAUUUUGCCCUUCCCCUUGUUCCCCUUGUUCCCCGUGCUCGUUCCCUGUUGCCGUUCCCCGUUUCCAUUCCCCGUUUUCCGUUUCAGUGACAUCCGAUCUUGGAUGGAUUGACGAUUUAUUUGCAACAUACGCGUUUUGCCGUCGCAUUUGCUCUCUGGAACUGUUUAGUGGUUUUGAACUUUAAAGCGUCAAAAAAUUCCAACAGACAAAUGCGAUGACGAAACGCGUAUGUUGCAACUGAUUGAAUCCACCCAUAACUAAUUAGCAAGGUGAGACAGAAUUUACUAAACCAGCUGGUCCUAGGAACUAUAUCGGAAAAAUUAUCCAGACGCCACGAGGUCACUGCAGGUGAUGUAAGUAUUCCCUCUCUAAGGACACCAUAUGACAAGGAACAUUGAGUAUUGUAACAUUGUAUUGUAACGUGAUUACGAUUGAAAAAAUGAAAUGAAAUACCAUUGUAUUAUUUCUCAAAACUGUCUCAAAAGGCACCAGAUUGUAUCUCAGCGCAUAAUCAUUUUAAAAAAUUUGCAAGGGGUAAGCUCCUGGACCACCCUAGGAAGCUUGUGGCCUUUGGCCACUCAGGACGUCUCCCCCAGCAAACGAUAAAUCCUAGAUUGAAUCCUGCUGAUUAGAAGUAAAAAACUCAACAAACAAAACAAAGGCAGCCGAACUAAUAUAAAUUUCCCCUCUUACAGUUAUGUAGUUGGUGGGCCGCCAGAUGUCUCGCGCUCCCUCGAUACAAGACCACGUAGCUAUGGUAUGGAAUCUGUUGAAGAUGAUCCUUUCAUUGAAGCACAUUUUGCGUCCAUGCAGUCCAUGAACUCAACUGAUGGAAAGAAAAAGAAAGGUGACUCUGGCGUCAACCUUGGCUACUUAUCACAAGGUAUUGUUCAUUGAAAAAACUCGUAAAAAUGAGUUUAGGAAGCAUAAGCAACGACGUUUUCGAGCGACGCUAAGAUGCCUUGGCGCCACCGUAGUUUAGGCAAAACCACUGCCCAAGAAUGCGAAAAGUCCACUUCCUGUUCACGUGAGUUGCUCAAAAACGUAUUUGCUAAAGAUCCCUUAUAGGGAGUUUAAGCAGCAACGCACGGUAACCGGAAGUGGACUUUUUGCACUCUUCAGCCGUGGUUUUAAACAAACUUUUGGAAAAAUCGUCUCUAUAAGAGUAAAAAAACUUAGCAAUACAAAUUUGGUGGUCUCAAAGCAUAUUAAAGGUGAAAAAGGCUCACUUCAGGUUGACGUACGUCGCUCGAAAACGUCAUUGCUUAGUGACACGCGCACCGCGUUAGAAUUUUCAGGUGUGGCAUCAAAUGAAAAUUACUGAGUAGUACUUUUCCUUGGUGUUGUUUAAUAUUAAAGUACGAGGCAGCACAUAAAAUCUUAAACUGAGGUCCACUCAAGUUACGUUUUGUGGUACUGUUUAUUGUGCUGAACAGGGUGUCAGUGGUGCUUAUUUUUGAGUGUGAGGAUUGUCACUAUGCAAAGAAAGGCUACACCUUUUUAAUAGAAGGAGUGAUUCAGCAACUAGCGCGUUGUGGAGUUAGCAACAACCCUCUUAAGCUAGUAUUGUUGUAUUUACCCAAUAUAAGUCAUGAAUACUCUAGAGAACUGUUUCAUUCAAAUUUCGUCUUAUUCCUGUGCUUAUAUGCGGAUAAUUCAUGAAAAGACAAAGGGGCAAAUUUCCUUGAGUCAUUCAUAGGGAAAACAAAACAUACAAGCUAAAGAGGCCUAUUGUGUGAGAGACCCUGAGGACCACUUCUUGUUACAGCCUUAAUUUCAAUUGGGUUGAUGCCUACUCACUGCUUUUGGUUUAGAUUCCGUCCAACCUCAGUCUGAAAUGCUCAUGAACCCAGGUUCCCGUCUCUCAAGAAACCAUCCUGUAGCUCAAAGCACCGGCGAUCUUGACUCAGCCUACCCAGCAAGGGGACCGCAGAGAGACUUCAACACGCUGCCACCUUAUCACGAACCACCCUCAUUUGAAGAGGCCAUGCGCCAGUCUGGGCGAAAGCCAAAGAUUAGGAAGUCGACAGGAGACCUUACGGGACCUGGCCAAGGUAGACACGCUGGACGUAGACCAAGGCCAUCGCCCUCCGAUGAGCCCACUGACUCUAGUGACGGGGAAACGCGGUUUACUCCUCAAAGAACGGCACCACCUCCCCCUCGAGUCAGGUUUGUGCGUUGGCUUUUGUAUGAAAGUUAAAGGAAACAAUGUCACUAGCGGUUUUGCCCACCUACCCCUCCCCUAAGCCAACAUUUUGCCCUAAGUAAGAACCAAGUGUUAAUGUUGGUUUACGUGAGGGGUAGGUCGGCAGUUUCCUAGAAACGUAAAAUGAUCCUCAUUUGUUUGGCCUAAGAUUUUCCGGCCCAAAAGUAAUUUUGAAAAGCGUAGAAACAUCUGAGAAACUUGCUGAGGUAAUUUGAACCUGAGAAUCCUAAGUUACAACUUUAUCCCAUUUCUCCGUAGAUGGGCGUUGUCAUGGGAUAUGGGCAAACCCAAAGCUGUAUUCGCAACAAUGCAAACGUUACUAAGACUCUUCUGUUUUGUUAAGAAAGUGAUUAAUGAAACGGUUGUCUUUCUUCGUGAACGAAGUCAAGGAAGAAGGACUGUAAUUUGAUAGAGUUAGGCUACCGCUAGUCUUGUCUCGAACCAAUUUUUUGAUAGUUUUUAUUUCUGAUCACCGGACCAUACCAGUUGUUCCUCUGUUGGUCAGCUUAUCGGUUUUAUCAGGAUAACUAAAGAUAUUAUUAUUAAUACAUUUUUCGUCUCGUCUAUGCACUGAUUGAAAUUUAAAUCAGAGUAUUGGAGGAGCCACUGACGCGACAGAAAAAAUAAUAUUGUCUUGGAAGGAGUCGAGAGGUUCAAGUCGUUUUUAACGACAAGUACUGGCUUUAUUGGGCUGUUUGAUGUUUAAAUUAUUGGCCAUUUUGAAGUUAAGAGUAAGACUUGUAAAUGUUGCGUCGAAUUGCUCUAUGGGCUGUUUUGGGGACGCUAUAUCGCUUCUUUUAAUGGCUAUUACGAGGUUGCGCAGGAAAUUGGAUCGAAAUUCGCCUCCAGGCGGCCUUUAGUUUUGUUUGUUUGUUUCGUUUUUGUUUGUUUGUUUGCUUUCAUUCCCUUUAUAACAUUAUAAGGACGCUUUGGCCUAUUUGCUUUUCAAAAGUCGACUCUGCUCAUGUAAUUUUUUAUUACUCGUAAUUCAUUUAUUUGUUAUCUGCAGACCUAAUGAGCUUAAUGACGAUCCACGUUAUGCACCAGUGGACCAACAGGGACGUGUUUUGGGACCAAGAGUGUUACCUCAAGGCCUUUCUACCACGAGCGCCCCCAGAAAUGGGCCCAUUGACCCAACAGUUCCAUAUUCAAUGCCGCAAAAGAAAAAAUCGACAAAGAAACCGCGCAGCGAGCCAAGUGAACCGGCAAUCGGUAGGUUUUGAUCCCUUUUGUUACUGUGAAACCCAGGUAAAACAAGCGCUGCUAUAAAUAUGUAUGGAAAAUGAUCUCUAUUUUGCAAACGCACGGUUAGCUCAGUUGGAUGAGCGCCGAUCUGGCUAGUGGGAAGCCGUGAGUUCAAAGCCUGGCCGGACUAACGCUCAGGGACUUUCCAUAACUGAGGAGAAAGUGCUACUUUUGUAAAACGUUACAAAAGCAGUAACUGUUUUGCAAAGGGUUAGAUUUUCUAGCCUUCUUCGACAGGAAAGGAUCAGAAACUGUAAGUCCCGUCUCACAUCACGUGCUCAUUCAAAGGUAUGCGGGACGGUGAGGAACACACACAUACACACACACACACUGUUCGUAAGAAGCGCUUAGUAGGGGAAGUAGUCUCUGAUGGUGUGGUUUUCUAUCCCUGCCAGCAUACCGUAUGAUCAAGCUGGCUGUAAUAGCUUAAAAGGCUUCUCAGCGAAUGGGACCUCAACACACGUACAGCCAGAAGUCAGGCUUUUUGCUGGCUGCUGGCUCCUCGUUGUAUCGGGAAUCCACUGGAAGAAGGUUUUUCUACCCGAGUUAGUUAUGCAUUUCUCUUCUACAUUAAAUUCCCUCAAAUGUUACUCUUUAGUUCUUAAUCUUUUUUAAUUCUAGCCUCGUUACAGACUUUUCCUUAAAUUGGGAUAGCUAAGGAGGGUUUAAAUUCUUAAAUGUGUCUAACAUCAAAUAGAUAGAUUAACCAUUAAAAUGGACAUUUGUUUCUCUUUAGUGCAGGAAUUUUUUAUAUUCUUCACGUUAAUGGGUGCUAUUCCAGUUUUCUUCUCUGUUCUCUGACACUCAAGGACGUUCUAAGCCCUUAAAUGUAUUUUGAUCAAUUAAUGGAUAACUAAACAAUUAAUUAUUUUGACUUAGAUUUCUUUUUAAUGUAACAGUGUAAAAUCCAAGGUAUUAAUCGUUAACCGUGAAAGCCGCCUACCAAUCGAAACUCUUUUUUUGUGCUUGUCCCCAGUCUUGUUUUUAACCAUUGUUUCUAAGUUAAUAUUUUGUACUAAGUAUUAGUUAACAAACCCAACCUACUAUCAUUUCAGCAGGCCGACCUCGUCCUCUACCGCUGAUGGUUGGACCGUCUUUCUACAACGCCAGUGCUUAUAAAGGAUGUUAGUAUAAAAAUAAAUUGAUUAAACCUUAAAUACAGUUAAACAUAUCUCAAUAUUGUGACUUAAAAACGCAGGUGUUUAUCAAUAAGUAAGAAAAGCAAAACCAUGCGAUACUGUACGAUACGAUACGAUACUCACACUCAUUGUACGAUACUGAACAGUUUUGACUAGUUCUUAAGGUAGGAGUGAUGGUGGAAAACAAUUUGUAACUACUUAAAUAAAUUGUAAAGGGAACUAACAGCCAAGCUAAAUAUAAUCCAAAUGUUUGACUUUUUAAUAACCAUAUAACGUGACUAAAACUCAUUGGUGAUUUCCCGUAAAUUUUUGCUGAAAAGUGGAAAAACAAAGGAACGUCUUAAUUAACUCAAUCGCAUCAAUUAAGAACACCUUUUUCAUUUCAGUUUCUUCAUCACCAAUAAUGAAAAACGAAUGAUCUAACAUUAACUAGAGUAAUACACUAAGUUUGGUUAAUUUUUCCGAUUAGUUUAAUCUUUUCUUUUCCCUAGCUAUAAGUGAAAUAAACGGGUCUCCCUGAAGUAAUAGUUAGAAUAAAAUUGAUUAUAGUUUUGUCUUUUGGCGUAAGCUGAUAACAGUAACUAUUUUAAUGCAGGUUACGAAAAACUUACUAUCAAGCUAAACUUCAAGGGGUGCGAGUGCGCUAAGUAGGGGUGGUCGUUGUAUGUCGCUGUAACCGUCCGCUUGACGUACUGUCCGCGUUUCACGCAGUUGAAUUUAGUGUUGAUAACUUUUGUACUCAGGGCCACCCCCACAGUAUACACCGGAAGACAGGUCGCCAGCAGAACCUAUGCAUUAUCCGGGAGAUUUAGACCUCGAUGAUCCAGUUAAUCUACCCCGUAGUGAAAGACCCCCAGAUCUCCCACCUCCUAUGGCUAUGUUACCUAGCAACCGAGGAAUGUCCAAUUACCAUCACGAUCCACGUAAGUUAAUAGGGACAUUAAAGGGGCUAUGUCAGCUGGAGAGCAUGCGCUCUGAGGUUAUGCAAAUUACUUUCAACUGUCAAAAUUCUAUUGUUUUUAACGCGUGACUUUCUCCAUGUGCGCUGUGAGGUUAUGCAAAUUACUUUCAACUGUCAAAAUUCUAUUGUUUUUAACGCGUGACUUUCUUCAUGUUCUCUGUCACGUCCAAGGUUCCGAAUUUAGAGAGGUUUAGCGAAAUGGGUUUAGAUAAGGGAUAUUUCGAUAGAAUUUAUGGAACGUUUCUUCUCUGGUUAUGCUAGAUCAAGAAUAAAACUGCGACGACAAUUUUACUUGUAGUUUUGAAGUAAAAACGCAUGCCAUUCAUAAAAUAGAGCGCAAACAAAAAUUCAACAACAACAUAUUGUCUUAUUCAACAAAAUAAAUGGAAGUUGUAUUUUACAAACGAGCUACAAAAGACGCUAGACCGAAGAUAAAGACCAAGACUGUUUCAAAUCAUUAACAAUUAGACUUGUCUGUCGCUAUUGAUUUUAUAACUUAGAUGCUGAUAGAACAAGAGACCAAGUCUUUGUUUUGAUCUUAGGGAAACAUACAUUAUCGCGCAAAAUUGUUCGAUCGUGCCGAAUCACUGCGACGUCGAGAAAAACAGAACCCAGCAUCAUUGGUAUACUACUCCACUAUAAGCAGUCCGUUGAUAAGAAGGGAAAGCAAACUCUGCUAUUUUCCAAAAUUAUGCUCCAACACAAACAGUUCAAAAACAUGGCGUUUACAGGAUCUAACUCGUACUAAGGUGCCUCUCUAAGUCCGUUGAGAACAAUCUGGACGAGCAAACGGUCGUGUUUAUCUUUGCCGUGAAUCGAGAUAAAUACAAGAAGGAAUCUAGCCGAAUUUUAGAAUGUUUCCUUCGCCAGGAGUUUAGUUUCGUCACGAAACUCAUGGCCUGAUGCUCUUGUAAUCGUUUACAAAAAACGGCCGCCGCCAACUCCAUAGCCGCUUCAUUAUAUGUCCACAUACUUUGAGCACAAGAAAAAUCCAAGAGCCAGCAGCCUCUAAAAUAACUCAAUAGAAAGGUCCUGUGAACUAUAGGGAAGAUUCCAUCAAAGAUUCCAUCACUCAUUGUGGAGUAGCCGUCAUUAACUCUGCCAUUACAACGGCCGCUGAUAAGAGGACACAGUAAAUCCACGUAAAAACAUUCCACAGGCAAACAAUUUUAAAAUAACGCCAAAAAAUUGUUCUGUAAUCACCAUAGAAUGAUUCUUAAUACAAAACUUCGCUAACUAUCGAACGAUGGCUGAGAUUUAGACAGAUAAAAACAGCCUUCCAAAAUCUCCGACACAACUUGAAAAAGUUGGGCUGUCUUUUUCAAGUUUGUUUUCAUUGGCUCGCGCAUGCGUGUUGGGUGACAUAGCCCCUUUAAGCAGUGACGUUUUUGAGCGACGCACGUCAACCGGAAGUGAGCCUUUUUCUCUUUUGAUAUGCCUUGACGCUACCAAAUUUGUAUUGCUAAGUGUCCUUACUCUUAAAGAGACGAUUUGUCCAAGAAUUUGUUCAAAAUCACCGCUCAAUAGUGCAAAAAGUAUACUAUACAUCCGGUCGACGUCUGUUGCUCAAAAACGUCGCUGCUUAAAAUAAGCUCCCUAACAGUUGUCAUAGUUGUUGCCGUGAAGACUGUUUGUGUAAGAUUUGUGUAACAAGGGUUAAUUUCACGUCCUAAACCUCAUUUCCAAAGUUUCAAACCUUUUAUCACCUUAACGUAAUACGAUUAGGCAACAAAAAACAUCGUGAAGUCUUCAGUGUUUCGCUUGGAAAUAGUCUAAAUGCAUUCAGUCGAGCAAAGCCUCGUUUUGACAUUGUAAAUUCGCGAAGUUUUAUACAAAUUUAUCCCCAAGGCAGUACAUUCGAAAAGAAUACCCAUGCAGAAAGAUGGUGGAUGCAAAGAAUUUAGUACACAAACGAGGUAAAAUUUGCUUGUCUGACGUAAUCGUACAUAAGGGCCAUUGUGGUGACUUCUCAGAUUGUGGCGUUAUUUGUUCAAGGCUGUCUAGCUCUCUCCUUUUGCCAUAAAUCUUGUAUGGGUAACAACAAAACAAAGGGCUUAAAAUAACGACCGGUCGACGGAAAAUGUCUGGUCAAGAAGGUCUGCUAGCAAGCUCUCCAUUUAAAGUGAGCGAAGCAACUCGCGAGGGGCUCGAGCGUGCGCCCGCCCCUCGCGCCCGCCUUUCGCACUCGGGUCUCCUUUCGCGUGCUGCUCUCACGUGAAUUCUCGCGACUCCCCCAAAUGGAGAGCUUGCUCGCGGGCUGGUUCAAGAUAGCCUGCGAGCAAGCUCUCCUAUUUGGGCGAGUGAAACAAGUUCUCGCGUUCUCGCGAGGCUCGCUUCGCUUGCCCAAAUGGAGAGCUUGCUCGCAGGCUGGUUCCAGAAGACCAUUGGUCCGGACAAACAUUCGGUUUGCCGGUCAUUUUGACCAGAUACGUAAAUAAGCGACCAGGAAAAAAUCUUUGCACACUAUUACGUUUGCAGAGAACAAGCACUUAAUGUCGUUACUUGUUUGGCUAUACGUUCAACUUCAUAUCGUGUUCGUUAUUUUUAGCUUCUGAUGUUGACCGGUCAGAAGAAAGACUUGACCGAGCUAAAACCAAUUUGGCACGUAGCCGGCAACAGUCCCAAAAAUAUUUUUAGCCCUGCAACACUUUAAUGUUUAACGCUAAACUAAAAACUGAAGACAAAUCCUCACCACUAUCCCAGCUUACCCAAAAAGUUCCUUUCCUUCAACACGUCGAAGGCUCUUGCUCUUCGUCGUCGGGACGUUUUGCCAGAAAAAUGCGUUGAAAGAAUUUUUAUGGGGAACUAACCAGUUCGUCUUCAACUAAAGGACGAGGCUCGAUCUUCGUAAACUGCUUUUUUCUCUUAAAAAGUUCACCACUCACUGGUACAAUUCUCUCUUCUCAACUCUCCAUCAGCCGUUACCGCACCUUGAUUUUCAUCGCUGCCCAACAAGCUAUUCGCAUGACCAGCAAGCCCAUCCGCUUGACUCGGAUUAAAGCUUGCGUAAGGCUCUUUCUGAUUGGCCAGGAGAGGCUCAUUCGGGUUGUUUGUUUGGCCUGAACAAUUUUCUUUCCUACAUUUCGUAGCGAGGCCUGGGUUGUCCAGCAAAUAUAGGGCAAGCAAUAUAGAAAUUACGAUGACGAUAAAAAAGACACUGAAAUAACAGUUUUUAAAAAGCUAAUGCCCUGUAGUCGAGCUGUUCUUCAUCAAAAAUGAUUGGACAAACUUUUCCGUAAAUCGAUUACGGACGUGACCAGAAAAUCCAAAGGACAAUUUCAAUCUACAACAUGUAGAAACCUGCGGAAGUCACAGCUAAAAAUAUUCAUCUCAACAAACAUCUGAUAAUCAGGAGACACCUAACGCCACAAUUUUUUAAGUUUAAACGUGUAGGAACAAAUCGCUGUCCCCUGCUUCGCACCGAAUUCAUAACAGCAAGAAAAAUAAUCUAUUUAACAUAGCAUGAAAUAGCUGGGUUUAAAUUUUAAGACGGGUAGUGAAAGAGGUGGCUUCAUAGGCAGGCAAGACUGUAUUAUGUAGGGUUCGUACGGGUCAUGGAAAACCUGGAAAGUCAUGGAAUUUAAGAAUUUCAUUUUCCAGACCUGGAAAGUCAUGGAAUUUAAGAAUUUAAUUGUCGGUCCUUGAAAGUCAUGGAAGAUUUAAGUUUUGGUUGGUAGUUUAGUUGCGGCAGAUGGCAAAGCAAGGACAAUUUAAGAUAGAGAGGAGUGAUUGAACAGCGCGAACGACACACAUUUAGGUGGACACUAUGGUGUUGUCUUUUAAAAUGUUUAAGGUCAAAAACGCCCUAAAACACAAAAGCUUUAAAAAUUUGUAAAAAAGUGACAGCUAAACCUAAGGCUAUGGAAACUUAAGAACGUCAUGGAAAAAGUCAUGGAAAGUCCUGGAAUCUGAAGAGCUUAAAAGAGUACGAACCCUCAUUAUGGUUAUUUUUUUAUUUAUUUUUAUUUUAUUGCCAUCACAGUAAAACCCAUUUCUGUGGUUAAACCACCCCCUUGCCCGUGGGCGCGGGAGAGAGUCUAAGCCUGACGUUUCAGGCUAAUCGAGUUUACUACUGUAUGUUUUUGUUGUUAAUUAACUAAAAACGUUUUUAUUAAUAUAGAUGAUGGUCUUCCUGAGCCACCCGCAUUCUUACGUGAUGUAGUCUACCCACCGUACGGCCGAGAUACACAAUCCGAUUCGGACGGCCCAGCUCCUUAUAACCCUCCUCCGCCUUCAGCAAAUCGACAAAGAAAGGUACGAGUUAAGUUUAUUCUGAAGUAAGGAAGUAGAUUAUAAACUGAAUUUGUCAAGUUACAUUUCAGAAUUUCAUCUACAGGUCCCGGUUGUUCAAAGGCUGGAUAACGCUGUCCACCGGAUAAGUGUCGCUAUCCAGUGGAUAAGUAGCUAUUAGGAAAAUUUGAUGGCGUUAUCCACUGAAUAGAGAUUUACGCAAUGGAUAGCGUUACCCACCGUUACCCACCUUUAAUUUGAUAGCGUUAUCCACUGAAUAGAGAUUUACGCAAUAGAUAGCGUUACCCACCGUUACCCACCUUUAAUUUGAUAGCGUUAUCCACUGAAUAGAGAUUUACGCAAUAGAUAGCGUUACCCACCGUUACCCACCUUUAAUUUGAUAGCGUUAUCCACUGAAUAGAGAUUUACGCAAUGGAUAGCGUUACCCACCGUUACCCACCUUUAAUUUGAUAGCGUUAUCCACUGAAUAGAGAUUUACGCAAUAGAUAGCGUUACCCACCGUUACCCACCUUUAAUUUGAUAGCGUUAUCCACUGAAUAGAGAUUUACGCAAUAGAUAGCGUUACCCACCGUUACCCACCUUUAAUUUGAUAGCGUUAUCCACUGAAUAGAGAUUUACGCAAUAGAUAGCGUUACCCACCGUUACCCAUCUUUAAUUUGAUAGCGUUAUCCACUGAAUAGAGAUUUACGCAAUGGAUAGCGUUACCCACCUUGUGGAGAACUUUUGAAGAACCUGAUCUACCGAUACAAAAGUUCGAACCACUUCGUACAGCAUCGCUCACAGUACAGGAAAAAAAGUACUGCUCAGUAGCUAUUAUUUGAAUGGUCACACUUGAGCAUUUCGUCUCCAGAUUCGAUUCGAAAGUGAGAACCACCUUUUACAAAACACUAAACAGUGUAAUAAAUUACUGCUUAGUAGCUUUCAUUUGAAUGAUUACGGGUCGCCACAGAUUUUUGCCCACAGAUCCACCUUACGCAGCACGAAAACAGCACCACAGGAAAAUACUGCUUAGUAGCCGUUUCAUUAUAGUGGUUACCCUUUUUAUUUACAGACUCAAAAGUUGUACCUCUAGUACAGCAUGGUUAACAGCCCCACAGAAAGAAAGUUUUGCCUGUUCCAAGCUCCGAGUUAGAAAGCACGAACACGAGAAUAAAACGGGAGGAAACUGGGGAGAGGAAGGGCCACCGCCGUUUUUUUACAGAUCACGCACUCAUAUCUUUGCGUGCCUUUCACUCACGCGUUAUCCGUACUAUCUGAGAGCCUGGAACAGGCUACAGAAAAUGCGCCCUACCGUACCUCAUUUUCUGUUUUCUUUGUCUUUCCUCCACAGCCUUACGUAAAUAUUCACGGUCAACUUGUCAGACCCCCUUCGCGAGAAUCAGACGAAUUUUUAAGACCAGAGUCUUUACGAUCGUCACGUGACACCCUCACCCCAGAGCCAGAAAUGCCUGUACGCCCGAGACAGCCGCGAGGGUCUGAGUUCGACGACAGAAGAGAACCGGAAAUAAAUUACUUUAGUUAUUUGGUCUGAGGAGACCGGAAGCUGUCGAGAGAGAGAACAAAGAUUUAUAGAAGAAUGAGCACAACAUGGAAUAUUCUGUCUGGCUCUCCGCUCUAGGUUAAAACGAGAAACAAUUUUGUAGCCCUGCAAGCUACUUAAUUGUCCAAGCGGCAAGUUUACUUUGCUAUAUUUACUUUAAUAGCAGUGGAUACAAGUUAUAGUGUGGAAUGCUGAUCUAUAUAAGCGAUAUUCCAGGAGAGCUUUUCAUAGAAGCACCACAUACUCCGGUCAGGCACUUAAAAGAAACUGUCCUUUACAACACAACACAGUCGUAAAAGUCAAGUGGCAAUCACAUUGGGUAAACUUCUGUUCUCGCACUUAGGAACAUCUCCGCCAAACUCUUAGACCCUCCCAUUUGGCCACCGUCCCUCACCCGUUCGGAUCAUGUGAUUCAGAUGAACGUUACCGCGGUGAAUUCAUGUGGUCGUUAUGGCUUGAGGAGAGGGUCUUCAUAAACUAGACGAGACUAGCUCUGUGGGUGGAGGGGACGGUAAGGAACACCCUAGUGAUCCCCAGAGAGCUUGCUCGCAGGUUAAGAUAACACUUCACUAUGGUAGCAGAAGUCAACACCCCUGAUGUAUGUUUCUCUGGGUUGCUGUAGUUAAAGUUUUAUCGUUUUUUAGUUUGUAGCCUAAAAAUGUAAUUAUAUAUUUUUUGAUAUAUACGCUUCGUACGCUUUAAAACAGCAAGGUAAGAAUACUUUAUAGAAAAAUUCCUGGGCGACAUCCCGAUACAAUUCGAAUAAACAACCCUAAGAUUGGCAGAAAAUGGCCAACUAUUUGUAUAGUAGUGUAGAUUAUUGUACAAGGCGUCCAAGCUAGAGGACAUGUAGUAGCAUGAAGUAGUUAGAUUUUACAUAUUUUAUCCUUAUUUACUAAGAUUACACAUUUGAAACAUAGCGCACUGCGAUUACCAAAAAUACAGCAGAACUCUGGGCUUUACAGCUGAACAGUUAGUGAUAUUUUUUCGUACCUUUUGCAGGUCUUUGUAUUUAUUUGUUAUUUUAUUUGUUUUGUUGGUUAUCAUUGGUUUGGUACAAACCUUUGUUUUUUAUCACUAUUAACAACCUGCCUCACGAGGUUCUGCGAGACAUGUUUUUUAAAAUACAUAGUUUUUAGGGAGCUUCAGCAAAUGCGUUUUUGAGCCACCCGCGUCAACUGCAAGUCAGGCCUUUUCCCUUUUAAUGUGUGUUGACGCUACCAAAUAUGUCGUGCUCAGUGUCUUUACUGCAGUAGAGACGAUUUGCACGUAGAUUUGGGCAAAAGCAUUCCCCAACUUGAGAAUGCAAGAAGUUCACUUUCCGGUUGAUAUGAGUCGUUUAAAAACGCCUUUGCUUAGGCUCGCUAUUACUUUCUGAAAGGCUUUCAAAAUCGUAACUGAAAUUAAAGUCACUUAGAUUACGAGCAGUGCCCUAUUUUUUUAAGGAAUUAGGAUAUUGAGUAACGCGACAGGAAAACAAGGGAAACGUAAGGCAGCCUAUAAGUCCCUUCAAUUCGAGAUCGUACGAUCAUAUGUUUAUCUUCAUCUGGGUGGUACUCUAUCUCUAUACUGAAUCUAUCCUUUCCCUCCCAAGACCUAUCAAAAUUACAUAUUCACAAUAAAAAGUGCAAUUCAAAGUUGUAACCCUGGGAGGGAAAGGAGGUGCUGCUUUUAUCAGUUCCACUGCCCCUGUCUUCUUAAGCAAUUGAGGGAAAUCGGGACAGAACUAGCCAAACUGGAGAGGUGUUGUGUAAAUAACAAAAAAAUUCAUUCUUGUUAACACAAAAUUGCGCAAAUAUAAUAUUUUGUUAAACAUGCAAGAAUAAUAAAAGAGUUAGG